Rattus norvegicus (Norway rat) is the source of this 79942-nucleotide messenger RNA. The record is from RefSeq and is a predicted model, not a curated record. Lineage: Eukaryota; Metazoa; Chordata; Mammalia; Rodentia; Muridae.
UCCGACCGGGUGCAGGGGAAGACACGGGAAUGGGCGGGAGCCCCGCACCGGGGACAUCACUUCCCAGCCAGGGAGAUUGGCCCGCACCUCCGGAUCCCGGCUUCAGGGCUUGGGUGCUGGUAGCCUCGGGUGCGUACCGCGGAUCAGGUCCUCCCUGGAGCCUGGGGGCGCAGGGCUGGGGCCGAGACCCUGCCAAAUAGCAUCAAAGUUUUUUAUUUUUAUCUUAUUUUAUUUUAUUUUUUGAUUUAAACACAAUUCCUUCUUUUCCCUCCUUGCGCACAUAGAGAGCGCGCACCCGUUAGAGGGAAGCGAAGGGGGGUGGUUGGGUGGGUGGGUGAGUGGGAAGCGGAAGCUUUAGUGUUUAAUGUUCUUUUUAACUGCGAGAUUCGGUGACCUCCUACCCCCAUAUAAACCGCCACCCCCCAAGUCGGUUUAGGCCCAUCGCGCUUGGCGGUGGAAAGGAUUCUUCCAGGUCGGGCACCCUCCUUUUCCCCCCAAUGGGCUUAAGGUGCCAGAAAGUUUGAUCGAAUGCCGGGUUACGUCACGAGUGCAGAGCGAGCCGCUGGAGUUGGCGAGCCGGAAGGUGGGAGCCUUCGCCCCCGGGGCCUGGUGCUGCGCUGCUGGAGGGACGCGCGCGGCUACCUGCGACAGCGCCUCGGCGACCCCGAAGCCUGCAGGCUCGGCAGGAGGCUGGAGGCGGGCGCCGGGGACUGCCCUAGCGCACGCUCUGGGCCCCAGCCAGCCGCUGCUACCCUGCGAUCCUGGACCCCGGAGAGGGGAGGAGGGUCAUACCCAGCGCCAAGCAGACCUUUUCGGGUCCGGGCUGUUCCCAAACCUUACUUUCUCCCGGAUCUGGACCCAGCAGUCGGGCCGCUGGGCCCACAUCUCUCUCGGUUUCCAGCUGUGGGCUGGUGGUAUUGGUGUGUUGUCCUGGGAGGGAAGCAGUGUUGCUUGUACCUAGGAUCACAGGUUUUUCUCUGGGCUGAAGUGGAAGUUGCGAGAAAAGAGGCGGGAGGCCGAGGACUGAGCCUGUGGUUGUGGCGCAUCUAACGCUCUAGGCGAGGGGGCCAGCGGAUUCUUCUGAUUCCGUUUCCCACCAGCCCUUUCUAGUGCCUCCGGCUCUCGCUCCGUUAUAAAUUCCGAGGUUUCCUCGGUUGACGAGGGUCAGUCAGCAGGGACGAAGAGCAGAUUUCUCCAAGAACGCUCAGGAUCGCCCAUCCUAGGGAGAAAUCGCCUCACCCUGUUACUCCGGCCCAGUCACACCCAGGUAGCCUAAAGUGCCUGCCUGACCUAAGUGGAGACAACCCUGAAAGUUUGCGUUUUAAAUAAAAAAGGGGUGUCAUGGGGUGGGAAUUAGAGUAGGAAGCUAUUUCCUCUUUGACACACCACUAGCCACUCUUAGGAAAAGAGAAAGAGACUACCUCUGUCCCAGAAUAUGCCUUUUAUUAAGGCUGACAAGACAAACAGGGCAAGGUUUACAUUUGCAAUGGUGUUAAAAGCAAGUCUAAUUACGUCGCUUGGGGGUAGGCACCUUGGACUUUACUGGGCAGCGUGUGUGUAACAUCAGUUUAUGUUUGUAAACUUAAAUGAUUUCUCCAGUAAAGUAGAGCCAGUUAUUUGAAUUUUACUCUUUGUCACUCAAAAAAAUUUCUUUUAGUGGGGUCUUUUUUGUCCUGGUAUUCAUUCAUUAGAAAGUUGGCUGUCUCAGUUUGCCUUGGGUUAGGGCAGAGGAAAGCAUCAGCUAGUCCGGUCUUCCCCCCUCUUCAUCUGUCAAGCUAGGCUCAGUAAGUUGCCGGACAUUUGAUCUCAGUUUUAUGCUUUUGAUACCGUUGUUUGGUUUGAGAUUAGCAAAUUGAUUUUUGUCAUAGGUCAUGUUUUUUAAUAGAUCUGCCCUUCCUAAAGAAAACUUUCUCUCAGGAUGCCACGGUAGGUUGAACCUGCUGAGUUAUAAUCUGUAGACUUUUGAAAUACCAAGAAUAGUCUUAAACCAGCAUGCCAAUUCGCAGGCUGUGAAAAUAACUCUCGAUCUGAUGAUGAACAGUCUGAUUGUAUCCCAAAGAAAGAACCAGGGACCUUUCUCAGAUCCAGCAUUUAAUAGUCUACACCGAUUUAUGGAGGCAUUUAUCGUGGUAUGUUGCUGCAUUAAAACUAACUUUAAAAAGUAGGUAGUGAUAGGUAGUUUUAAUUCAGAUUUAUUAAUUGAAAUGCAUUUUUUUUGUGUGCGUGUGCAUCAGGAAAAGUCAGUUUGAUGUAACCAAAAGGCACAAGUGCAAAAUAAGUAAUUUCAAAGAAAACCUAGCACUUUGUUACAGAGAUAGAAAACAAUUUCACAGAACUUGUAUGGGUUUGUUUAGUAUUAUAAGUUAAAUGUGCAUUUUCAUCGACAUCAUGGCUUUGUAAUGUUGGACCCAACUUUUGGCCUUCUAUAGAUGUGUCAAGAUUCUGCUAAGUUAGUAGACAGACUCCAGCCUCUGGAAAAUACGUGAACAUAUUACUUGCAACUUAAAUUCUUUUUUAACUAGAAGCUUGGUGGACACCAAAGCUUAAAUUGGUAAGAAUGGAUAAUUUCUGUCCACAAAGUAAAUGGAGCAGAUUCUGCUUGAAGCUGUGUUUAUUUAGGUUGAAAUAAAACCAAAUAUAUCUUGGUCAUCUUCAGGAAGCAGCUCACUCUAUACUGGUUCUUGAAGUCACUUCUGUGGCAGAUAGAAUUUUGUCUACUGUAUAGAAUUUAUGUCUACUGUAUCUUUACUGAGUUUGCAUUGAUGACCUAUCUGUAAGUCUGUUAUUUCAAGAAAAUAUAAACUCAUAUCCUGUCCAAAUAGGGUUCCAGUUGGAGCCUGUCCUCCAGUGUCACUCCUGGGCAGUGGAUAUUUAGAUUUUAACUGUUGCUAACUAUUGUUGCCUGGAUUUAUUGGACAGUGAACCCAGCUGAUUUUAUGCACCAAAUUGGCACAAAUCUAGGAAAUAGCACAAAUGUGUGAACUAGGGACUGAGAAGUAUCCGUAUAAACAGGGCUACUAUGUCACACUUGCCAAAAUGUAUCCUUCACCUUUCUCAAAUUCAAAGGGUGCUGGAGUUUCACCUAAAAGUGUGGACAGUCCUCUUUAAAGGGUUGCCCUGCAUUCUGAGCUGGCCUGUAAGGGAAUCAUCUGCAUGGUAAAAAUCUAACUCGAAGGGAGUUUAACUAUUUAAGUUAAAACCAUAGAAAGCUUCAAAGAACUUUUAGUAUAUGUGCUGCCGAAGCGAGCACAUUCAAAGAACUUUUAAAAGAUAACUUACAAUAAUAAAACUUUAUUUGCCUUCCCCCUUGGUAGCUAUGCCUACACAAAUAGACAAGGCUUAAUAUUAGGGACACGUCCGUUAUCCUGGAGAUUGCUGCAAACAGUUUGAUGCUUCCAACAAAUACUCUCGUAAGCACUUGUGUGGAUCCUGGAAAGUCGCUCUUUGGUUUCUCUGUUUGCCAAAAUGACUCCAGAGUCAUGAAGCAGAUCUCCCGAUUUGUAUUGUAGAUGAGGGCGUGGAAAAAAUAUUGAUGAUGGUUGCAAAUAUAACUGAUGUUCUCCUCAACCUGUGUUCCGCUACGGUUUGAAUAUUAUCAGCCUGAGAGUUCAUUUCCUUAAUAUGAGUAAUAUCACGGAGACUACUGAGCCCACCAAAUUGGCUUCUGUUGUUGUAUCCAUCCAUCCAUCCAUCCUUCCUCUCUUUCUUUCUUUCGUUCCUUCCUUCUUUCUUUCUUUCUGGAACUAUGCGAAGCAUCUCACGUAAGAGUGAUGACUCAUCAUUUAGCUGUGUCUCCAUGUGUAGAGUUCUAGAGAGAUUAGUAAUGUGGGUUAUCAGUCCUGAAUGCUUCUUCAUGUUCGGGACCUAUGCGCAUAAAUAAAUAGAGAGAAGUGCUAAUAGUUUUCUAAGAAUAUUCCCUUGAGUACUUUUCUUUCAGAAUUUGGUGGUUCUUCUUUUUUUUUUAAAAUCUGAACCAUCAUUAGUUUGGUCCUGUAUGCCAGAAUGCUGGCACCCUCCCUUUCCCAUUGACAAAUAAAUGAAGUCAUCAAGGUUUAAGAUCUAGGAACUAGUUGUGAGGAGAGAGGAAAGGUUUAUUUUCAUUUCCAGUGGGCUCUCUGGCUGAGUUUGUAAAGGACUUCUUUAUUUUUGAAGUUUAAAAAUUUUAAAGGGAUGUCUGUAUGUUCAGGACAUAUUUCCUCUUUAAAUAGAUGGCGUCAUGUAAAAAUGUAACUUCGAGUUUCAGAGCCUAUGAUCUAUCAUUUUAUUUGCUGUGUUGGGACCAUUUUAUCGUUUUGGUAUUUAUAUCAGAUUCUACGUUAGGCUGCUAACCUGUGUCUUUGCAUGUGUCCGUUAAUAAGAGAUCUGCAGUCUACAGUGGUCUUUCUCCCUCCUCUCCCCUUUAAAUAUAGGUAUUUGCAGAAGAAGUCUGCUCUUUGGUUUUUGGCUUGUCUCUCCUGGAGUUUUACAGGGUUAAGUUAGCUAAGGACUUUAUUAUUUCCCAGUCAUUGUGUGCACUAUUUUAUAUAUGCACACUAAGCUAUCAGAAAGCACAUGCUGUCUGCUCUUAAGGCUACUGACCUAUCAUUGCCGUGGGAGGCAGCUGCACAGACUCAUUCCACAUUUCCAAUAUGAAACCGAUGACUUUAAGCUAGGAGUGACCAAAGAUACCAGGACAGUGUUUAGUGAUUCACUUCUUCUGGUGUGUGAUUUGAAUGGUAUAAGCCAGGAUGUUUUGUGGCCGAUCCCCAGUAGGGCUUUGUGCCUGUGAAAACAGGCAGGUUUAGAUGGAACCCUUAGCUAUUUGGGGCAAAUUAACUUCCUGGAUUUUCUGCUGUUUAAUCUUGCAAAAUACAGGCAUUUCACUGCAGUCUCCCCAUUGGCCUGGUUUCCUGUUGGACAGCGACAGAUCAAGAUGGCACCUCCCUUCUCUCCUGUUGCUAUGAACUGAGCAAGCUACCAGCUUCACGCUGGGCCAGAAAAGUGAAUGAGUACAAUUAGUCCUUCAGGAGUCCUGGGCUGUGCUAGCUGGGGAACAGAAGAUGCCAAAAUAACUCUAGAGAAAGAAAGGGGGAGAGAGAGAGAGAGAGAGAGAGAGAGAGAGAGAGAGAGAGAGAGAGAGAGAGAGACAACGUAAGAAUAUAUUUAGAAAAAAAACCCAACAGUUUUAUGUCUAUAGCAGCGCUUGGUGCAUUGUUUAUUUUUCAACAGAAACCAUUUGCUUAAUUUUUGAAGAAGACUCUAUUCUAUUCUAUGUCUUUUUUUUCUGAUUGUUGCGAAUAACCCCAAGCUAUAAGGCUUCUAAAAGGUAUGAUCUCUUCAGUAAUGAACCACUCUGUGGUGAUUCAGUCAGUCCACAGUAUUGAUUUUUCUCUUCGUAAGUAGUAUAUAAGCUAUUAGAAUAACAGCAUAACUUUACAGUAUCCAUGUUGUAAGGAAGCCUGUGUCCCCUCAGCACAGUGGGGAGGGCAGUCCUUGUCCUUUGCCCGGGACAACUCAUUCAGAUCAGUCUUCUGAACAGAGAGGGGGAAAAUUGUCUUUUGAUCAGUUCUGACAAAUAACACCUUCAUAUUCAGGCAUAAAAGCUUCAAAGAGGGGAGCGCGAGCAGCGAGAUAUUAACACUCAACUUUUAAUAAUUUGUCUUACCAUAGUGGUCUUUGCCAAACGCCAAUAAAUUACUGUCUCUUUGAAGGGCCUGAUUUAUAUUUCUCCAUUUAUAUGUUAGUCUGCUUCUCAACCCAUGUCCUGAGAUGUUUUGUAGAAAAGUUUCUUGUGAUUAAUGUGAACCUCCAGUGUUUCUGAACAGGAUAUUACUCAAUACUAGAAAGUCUGCUUUCUUCCCCCCUCCCCACACCUCUUAAAUUUGCUUGCAUUGUGUGUUUUCAAAAUGUAGUCAGUCACAAGCAAGUCUGCACAGGGACACAGAACCACUCGGUUUAAAAGUAAACAUUAAUAAUGCAAACUUUCUCUGCUAAAAUUAUCACGCAUAUUUCUUAUUGAGGAGCAGUCGUGUGUUUUGGUCUUCUUGAUGGUCUGUAGCUCUGGCUACUCUCUCUCUCUGAAGGAUGACUGUGGGGCUCCCGAAGUCUGUGUACCGGCCAUUUACUUGUAGAACAUUUGUCUGAACACAAACCCUUGAUUUUUGAGCUUUCUGGAUCUAGUUUUCAAACAGUGAGCCAUACGUUUCAACAAAACAUGACUUUAAAAUAUUGGGAGCUCAGCUCCUACUGAACUUACCUAGUUGCUGUGAGACUGUGGGGAUGCCUCGCACAGCUUUCAUUCAGGAGGGUUCUAUCAGCCUCAAUAAGGAAAAGUAAACCUUUGUCAUCUUUAGACACAUCCUUCAAACAACUGACAGUUGACAGGCUGAGGAAAAUGUUACUGUCAGGUCUUAUUUUCCCCUCGUGAGGAAUAAAAAUAGGUUCAGAUGAUUUUUUUUUAAAAAAAAUGUGUUUAAAAGUUACUUCGAAAUGGAGGGAAAUAUUUCUAAUUUUUAUGUGGAAGUCAUAAAAUUAACCUGCGCGUACUUCAGGGAAGGUCAGUGAAGUGAGUUUCAAGGAGAGAUUCUGAGCCGUUAAUUUCCUAUGCUUUCACUCUUCAGAAGUCAGAUGCAGUUGAACCGAUGGCGUAUUGCAGGGUGUUUUGAUAUCGGAUCCUUACGAGAUAUGAAUUGAUAGUAUUCCUACUGCGACUCAGCCAGUGACCUGACUUUCACGCCUGGUGACCAGGAUUUGGUAUGAAAACAGGAGUAAGAACUUAGCCAUUUCUGAGAUAUCUGUGCCUUCAUGCACAUGCGUGUAGGCAUUGGACGGUUGUGCUGUUCGCACACAAAGGUUGGGCCAGUUUGAGAAAUGCCUUUGUGGCUAAUACUCAUAAGUAUCUGUACAGGGUGCUGGGUACAUCCCCAGGCAGAAGCCUACCAACGCACAGGAGUUGGAGUAAGACCUGAGUCGAAUUUCUGCAUUCAGAAAAGCUGGUUUUGGAUUCCAGCAUCUUUCUUUUCUUCCCCCCCUUUCUCAAAGCAGCCAUCUUGUUUUAAGGCUGAUUUUAUUUCUCUCGUGAAAAUUGUCUGGAAAUGAGUAGGGAGGGGAGAGGUCUAAACAGCCAAGCGUGCAUUUUUCGUGGGACUCUAAGCGAGAAGGGAUUAUCUUAUUUGCAAAGCCACAAAUGUGUUGUCUUUCUGUACUCAGUUGACAAAAGGACGUAUUAGAUAGUGUUAACACACUUAGCUGAGGUGUAUCAUGCGUCAGAUGCUAGGCUGUACCGUGAUUCCUUAGGUACUUCUCUCUUUAGGCUUACGGUCAUUGCUAAUGUCCCUGCCGUCACCCCAUCCUCUGCCUUUUCUUUCUGCUGACCCAACUGAGAAGUUCUUCCUAUUGUUUGAUAUCAGCCCCUUCCCUCCCCCCACAACCCUAGCAGACAUACACAUAAUUGUAUGUGUUACCAGGUAUCUUUAUGCAGUAAGAGGCAAGGAUAGAAAUGUAGAUGCCUCCCGAAAUAAAACAUUUAUAGGCUUUGAGAAGCAUGGUGUGAAGUUAGAGCCCAGGCGCCCCUUUAAACACAGCACGCAUAUAUAUGUAUAUAUAAGCUUAUAUGUAUAUAUAUAUAUAUAUAUAUACACAUACACACAUAUGUAUACACACAUAUAUGUAUAUAUACAUAUAUAUGUAUAUGUAUACGUAUAUGUAUAUAUAAAAUACGCAGUUUUUUGAGGGUACCAGAAGAGAACUAUUUCAGAGGUGACACACAUUGGUUGCUGAAACUCGUGAGAUCCUACCAGCUGAGUCUGCUGUGUUUCCUACCGUGUUCUGUAUUUCUGGGUACAUUUGGAAGAACAUGUGGUCUAGUAAACUUUACCAAAAGUUUACACUACACUUCUAGCUGCUGCAUCUGUUUGAUGAUGUCUGAGAACAUCAUUAUCAUGUAUUUCAGUAAAAGCAAAAGCUUCCCGAAGAUUAAUUUCUGAAGUAGCCUGACUCAGUCUGUCUCGUUUAAACUGGGUGCUGAUGAGUGCUCCGUCUGCCUCAGACCACCGCUCAGUAGAAGAGCGGGGUAGAUUCAGGGUCAAGCUGGGAAGUAAAAUGCACAUUUAAAGAACAGAUAGGCCUCUUCUGCUUAAAGUCAAGGUCUGAGUUGAAAGAGACUUCUGCACCAGAAAACUUACCUCUGAAGUCCCUUGUCUCUGAGGUCUGUUGUCUGCUCCCUUUCGACUGCUAGAGAUUAAAAUACCUGAGCGUUCAAAGUGACCUUUUAAUUUUAAAUGAACUAACAAAUACCUUUUUUUGGUUGUUUUUUAAAAAAUGUUUCCAAGCUGUUAGAGUUUCCAUUUUAGGUUUUAUUAGUGACUUACUUAUAUAGGUUAAGAACUAUAAUUAACAAUUAGCUCUUGCCCCUUACUAUGCAAACAUGGAGGAUGAAAGCCUUUCUCUAUAGAAAAUGUGGUCUUGUGGUUUGAGUAAAAUUAAGUGAUGGUUUAGCGAAGCCAUUAAUUGCAGUACAAAUUGUUACUCGGGUUUUGAUCACGGGGAGGAGGACAUGAUACUUGAUGUUUCUGAGAUGUCAGGGGGAUUAACAUUUGGUUGCAUUUCCUGAGUUCAGUAUACAGGAGACUUAACCUUCUGAGUGAAGUUUUAUAGCGUUUAAUUUAAUGGGGACAGGUGAGAAUGGGCAGAGAGGCCUAAGUAACUCUCAAUAUGGGGAAACUGCCUUUUGUAUUUAACAAUUAGGUUAAACAGAGUGGGAGCAAAUGAGCCCAGCCCGCCUUCUAUUGUUUCAGAGCAAGAAAAUGCAGACAGAUGUCGGAAUGUGGAAGCAGUGACCUCUGACUCGCACAGCAUGGCCACUGCCCUGGCACAUAAGUGUCCUGAGCCACCAUCGUAGCAUUUGAAGGGAGUGACACUUUGGGAUAGAGACCCCUGUGUAAGGCUUUUCCCAAAGCCUGGUUCUCAACUUCAGUUUAACUCCCCCCACCCCACCCCCAUAUCCUCCCCCCACCCCUGUACCCCUCCCUGCCUCCCAUGAGAAGUGUUUCUCUGGCUCAGAGCUUGGUGACUUCUGGAUGUGUUCUCCACAUAUCCAGUUAGUACAGUUGCUUCCAAAUAAUUUUACUCAUGCAGUUGGAAUCAUGCAGAAGGCUGCAGGAGGCUCACACGUACCUUUCUGUCACAGCAGAGAACAUUUGCCUGCUUUAUUUACCUAAUACUUUUUUUUUGUUUUGUUUUGUUUUAAAGAGGUGGCUUUGUUUCAGGCCUUUUCUUUUAAUUCCACGUCUGCAAUCUCACCAGUAACCUCCGGGGUUCAGACAGACCAUUAAUGCUUUAGAUACUGUGGCAUUCAGUGUUUUCUUCAUAUAUUUGUUUACUGUUAGUGCUUCAAUAAACUUUUAUGCCUAUUUCUGUAGCUUUCUGCCAGGGGCUCCAUUUAUUAGCAUCUAGUGACCCAGCACUAAAGAGGGGUGCAGUUCAAAUAGUGGUGCUUCUGACGGGGUUUUGUGUCAAACCAGAGCAAAUAAUAGGGAAGCGAGAGCUGCCAAAAUGUGUCUCCCAAUUACUAAUUAAUCAGACGAGGAAGGACCUCAGUGGCGGAUCUCGUGUCCACCACGGCAGCAACUUGGGGAUGCUUCAUCUUAAACACCGUAUCUUCAAGUAAGCCACCUCCAGGAAGCACAGCACCCAGAUAGGAGACACGGAUGUUCAUUGUUUUUAAAGUCUCUGAAAGGGGAGACCAAACUCCAAUUUAAAACCAAAUCUUUGGGCUCUCCACCGCCAUUAUCAAAACACAAAGCUAUUCUAAAGAGUACUCCCCUUAUUAAUAUGCAAUGCCUUUAUGCUUAUUAAUAUUUUAGUGCAAGCAUUAUGCUAUUCUUGGCUUCACUGUACCCUUACUUUAUUAUUGGGAGACUUGGGUCCACUUUCAAACUUUCCCCCCAACACUUUGUACGAGUCAUCUGUAUGUUGGAGAUUACUUGUGACGAGAGGAGGACACCUCCCUCUCCCACAGAUUAAAAUGUGUACGUAGGCACAUUCUGCUUCUUCUCCAGCCGUGCUUCCUCUACGGUUGCUGGGCCCGUAAUUAAAUGCCUGUUAUUAACGUAUUUUUUCUAUAGCAUUUACAACAUAGAAAGGGGAGGGUCUUGGGCAGCACUACAGCUGGCAGGGGACCAAUGGAAACUAAUUACACACUCAGCCGUCACUGUUGUCAACAACGUGUGUGUGUGUGUGUGUGUGUGUGUGUGUGAAGUAUCUUUUACUUCAGAUUUGAGCUAUACAUUUUCUGAAUCUAAACUAACCACUAGCAACAAGGUGUACAUUCGCCAUCUAAUUUGGCUAAUUAGGUCCAAGAACAACAGUUCUUGGAUGGGGGGGGGGACACCCCUCUCCCUCUCCCCCUCAAUGUCCUUCCUUCAUGAUGUAGAUGGAACCAGUCAAUCCAUGCCUCUGAGUUGUCUCGCUAAUUUAAAUAUUAUUUGGGCGUGGUCUUAUGAUCCGCGCACACAUGUUGUUAAUGAUCUGAAUAUCUCGUGAGGACUCUUACUUCCGGACCGUGGAUGUUUGUGUCAAUAUCUGGAUGACCAGGAACUGAUCGGUUUAUUUCCACAUAGUUUGUGGGCACUAUCUCACAGUCCCAGCCACUCAGACUUCGUUAAGAAAGUAAAGCAGUGAAUAGUGGUGUUUGUUUGUUUUCUUCCAAGUCACCACAGCUUUGGUGCAUUUGGGGGGACGCCUUUGAAGCAGUUAAAUAUCAGGGUGUUCCAGAGUCAGUUCUGAGCUAGUUGCUUCACAGUCGGUGCACUGGUCCUGCACAGAGUCAGACUGUGUCUUACAUAAAUAUUUUACAUCGACACUUUUCCAUCUAUUACUUGUAUCUCAUACUAAAGCCAGACAGGGGGAAUUCUGGGAAUUUUAUAUCGGUUCGAUACAAUUUAAAAACAAAAACAAAAACAAACAGAAAUUUCACAUUAGAGAAGUGUUACAGGUAUUAGUGAUAAUAUAUUCAUGUGUUGGAAACUUAGAAGUUCUGACUGAUGAAAUAUUUACUGAGGGGUACCGUGUGUAAAGCACUGAGGAGUAUACCCAAGACUCAGAGGGAGACAGGAGAGUCUUUGCUCAUAAACAAUCCAAGGGUUUGGUUCAGAGCUAAGAACUUUGUGGGUAUAAUGACACUACGGACUAGACGGCACUUUAAGAAGUCUUUACACCAUUUUACCUGACAGGCGUCUGUAAAGUGACUACUGUGGGCUAGGUAUUGUUCUUGGGGCUGGCAGUGUCACAGGCCAGCCACCAGGAAGUAUUCAUCUAUUGCUUUCUAGGUCCCUUUGUCUCCCCGUAAGGUGUGUUCUGAGCUCUUGAGGAAUCUUGCUGAAGUGCAGAUUUUAAUUCAGUAGAGCUUGGUAGGGGCCUUGUGUCUCGAAUUUCUGACAAGUUUCUGGGGAAGAAACCGCCAGAAACAUUGAUGUGAGUUCUCUGGUUGUGAACAUGGGGCUCUGUGUAUAUUCAGUGGAAGAGAUUUCUUUUUCUGGCUCCUUGUAAGGACUUGGGGGGUAGUGUUUGCCUUGAGCUGUCUAUGUAGCCAUCUCUCUGGUUUCUAAAAGGGCUUCGUGUCUGCAUGAGUGAAAGCUAUUUGUCAUUUGAAAGGCCUGAAAGGCCCAGCAGUCCUCAUUUCUAGCCCUUUCCAUGAAAUUGCAGACAUAUAAAAUGAAAUUGUACAUUGAUGUUUAUGCUUCAUUAAGAACAUCCCACUAACAAGGUCAACGCUGGGGAUGUGGUUGUAAGUCCUCUCUGUAGACAAGACCCACUUCAGCGAGAACGUUGUCUUGGUCCAAGAAGUUCGAAGAGAAUUCCGCCAUUAAUUUUAAGGAUAUUUACACACAGACCUUCCCCGAAGGUACUGUGAGUAGCGAUUCCAGAAUGACACCUCAAAAAACAGAUUUUUAACAUUUUGCAAUUUAACUCCAUGUGGCCAAACGAGCCUAAAAUGUUUAUCUUAUAUUCAGCAUGGAAGAUGUCCACUAGCAGUUCUGCCCCCAGUGGCUGAGUUUCCUGUGGGUGGCUUUCAGGAGCCUACGCUUCCCGCAGAGUCUUAAAGACUUGGAGGAAAAACAUAUCUUCCCGUGCUGAAUUUCUGUUAUUCCAGUGUCCCUCGUGAGGAAAGUGCUCCUGUAGCGUCAGUCUGUAGCUAUGUUCCUGGGUCCUGUACUACUACAGCUCAUUUUCUUCUGUCUCACAGAUAUCAGGCGAUUCUCUCUUUUAUUAACAUGCCAGGAAUGGGGCUCGUUAAAUUUGGUUAUUGUGCCUUCUUCUGUUUAUUGCUUUGUCCUCUUUCACUUGCCGUGAAUACAGUGUUACCAUCCUAAGUGAACCCUAAGCCUCUCAAAGCCUCAACCGAUAGACUCGAUGUUGUUACAAAAAGAAAGAUAAGUAAAUCAAGUAUUUAUGAAAACAAGGCAGCAUGCGGGCAUUGCACUUAGCUGUCCCUUUAUUUUUAACUAACUAAUUAAUUAGUCAAUUAAUGUUAUUAUUGUUGUUGCUGAGACAAAGUCUUAUUUUGUAGAUCAGACUGGCCUUGAACCCACAGAGAUCAGCCUGCCUCUGCCUCCCAAGUGCUGAGCUUCAAGGUGUACACUGCCACUCCUGCCGCGCUCUAAUUUUAUAACAGUGUUUGCCAACACUUUUUUGCAGUUAAUUGUAAAGCGGAAGUACGUAUCCUCCUUGUUAAAUUCUUGAUAUAAUGAAUUUAAUUAAAAUUCUGGGCAGCAGUUUGUAAGAACAAUAAGCAUCAUUAAGAAUAGGAACUCAGUGUAAGGCUGUUCAUUUAUAAGGACACUUUCAUGCUCCUUGUGAUAUGCACCAGGCAGGUUUUUAGUAGGAACACUGAGGGCAGCUCUCACUGUUUCUAGGGUUUGUCAUUCUCCUAGAUUAAAAAUUUGGAGAAGCCGUCUAUGACUGCAUGUGACUUUUGGAAGGGAAGUAUGCUAUGCGUCUAGAAGGCUUAAAUUUAGGAAUAGACUGUAUUAACUGAGUAAAGUGAGGGCAUUUUAUUUUUCAAAGAUAUAUUUAUUAGAUUUAUAUAAGUAUACCGAAGCUGUUUUUUUUUUUUUUUUUUUUUUUUUUGGUUCUUUUUUUCGGAGCUGGGGACCGAACCCAGGGCCUUGCGCUUCCUAGGCAAGCGCUCUACCACUGAGCUAAAUCCCCAACCCCCCGAAGCUGUUUUCAGACAUACCAGAAGAGGGCAUCUGAUCCCAUUACAGAUGGCUGUGAGCCUCCAUGUGGUUGCUGGGAUUUAAACUCAGGACCUCUGGAAGAGCAAUCAGUGAUCUUAACCACUGAGCCACCAGCCCCAGGGCAUUUUCGUAUCUCCAGAGAAUGGCUUCAUUCAAAAUAGGAUCAUGCACCUAGGUCUUAUGAUCACCAACAGGCUUAGAGGACAAGAUGUCCAUUAGUUCUGACUAGUGUUUUGCUCCCCCACUAAAAAAAAAAAAAAAAAAAAAAAAAAGAAAGAAAAGAAAUAUAUUGAAUGUGUUUCAAAGUUAUUGUUUUCUGUCAUAAUAAUAGAUUGUGACUGAGUUUUUAGAGGGGUGUGUGUAUAUACAUUAAUAGAUCAUAACUUAGAUUUAGGUGUGCGUAUGUACAUAUAUAUAAUAUAUAUAAAUAUAUAUAUAUUUCAUUAAUAGAUUGUAACUGAAUCUUUAGAUGUGUCUCUGAGUAAUUCAUGCACUUUUAAAAUUUCGGUUUUAUAUCACAGAUGUUUAAGGUAAAGCUGUCUUUUUCUGAGCAUUACAGAGGCAAGGACUUAGAGAACAAGAUAUUUAAAAACACCUCAGGGCGCUGGAGUGAUGGCUUAGGGGUUAAGAGCACUUGCUGCUUUUACAGAGGACCAGGUUCCUCUCCCAGCACCUAUGGCAGCUCACAACCAUCCAUGACUAUAGCUCUAAGGAUCUGAUGCUCUCUUCUGUCCUCUGUGGGUAUCAAGCACUCGGAUGGUACACAUACACACACACACACACACACACACACACACACACACACACACACACACACACGCAGGAGAAACACUAACUCUUACACACAGUAAAACAAAUAAAACUAAAAUUACAUUAAGAUGGAUUUGCUAAUCAUCUCAGUAUUUUUUGUUAAAUUUUUGGAUCUAGUUAAAUUUCAUUGCUGGUUGAGUUAUAAGUUCUGUGCAUAGUGGUACAUAUGGAUCUCGAUAUUUUUUUAAUCACAAUAAGUAGAUAGGUACAAAAAAAUAAUCUUUCCCUCCUGUGAAAAUGUAAAGGUUUACGAAACCUUAAAAUUGCAGAAAAUGGACAGAUCCCACCAUAGCUCAGUAAGGCUGGGGAACAGAAGGAUAAAGAGUUUAAGGGGGACACUUUUACUUUAUGCAAGUAAUUCGGUUUAUAAAAAUCAACAUAUCCUUAUAAAUUACAGAUAAAAAUGUUCUUAAAGUGGGGAUGUGGCACAUACCUGUAGAUGCAGCACCCGGGAGGCUGAGGCAGGAAGAGCGAGUUUAAAGUCAGCCUGUGUUACAUUGUGGUCUGGAAACAAGGAGCACUGUAAACAAAGCAACAACAAGUAACUGUUCUCAGAAGUGAAAACUUACUUUCAAAACCUCUUGGAAGUCCUUUCUAAAAGACAGAUUUAUCAGCAUGCUCUGUGCCUGAAAGUUACAAACCUUGCAUCUUUGUUUCUUUGUUUCUUUGUUUCUUUUCUUUUCUUUUCUUUUCUUUUCUUUCCUUUCUUUCUUUUUUUUUAGGAGUUCUCACUGCUGUUUAUCCUUCGGUUGCUACUCUAGGAGAAAUGUGAAAAAGUGUUACUUAUGACAUGUCUGCAAGACUUUCCUCACAGAAAGGCCUUUGGAUCUCCUUUUAAAAAUCAGUAAUUUAUUUUUAAUGUUCUUUCUCCUCUCGGUUUGUUAUCUGUAUUGUUUUCUCUACUUUGGGCUUCAUAGGUGUAAUGAGAUAUCUCUCUCUCAAAGGAGAAAUUAAUGAAUACCGACACUCUCCUGCAGAAUGCUUGUACUUCCAAUGAGGAGCUUGUUGAAACAAAUCAAUUCCUGUCUAGAGCCGUUCCUGAAGGCAGCCAGGCUGGCCCUGAGAUCUCGGAGUUUUCUGAAUCUAAGCCCCACCUCUCUGGCAGUAAGUCUCUUGAUGUCUGUCUGCUCAAGAACUCUUGCUACUGUGGCCUUAAAACUAACUUGCAUAUUAAUUAGGCACACACUAAGGGUAGGAGCACAGAUAGAUCCAGCGGGAUUUGUCCAGGAGCACAGACUCAAUCCCGAUGAAGUCCCAGUAACAUCACUACUGAAGGCCCAACUUCCUUGAAGAGCGGUCUGGUAGUUCCUGAGAGCAGAUUUUACCUGGCAUGCUUAUAGUUAGUUAGGGGGAGGGCCAGUGUGCUCUUUAUUUGUUCUAAAGUACCAUCCGUGUACUUACGUAAUUAUUUUAGAACAUCUUUUUAUUCUUAGCCAUUCCCCCUCAAACAAAGAAAAGCAGACCAGAAGAAAUAAUCAAGGAUCCAGCUGUGAGACAUCCAGAAUUUUAAGGCUACUCAGCGGUGCGAGCACGCCCUCCGAGUUUAUCAUUAGGAGCUCGGAAAUUGAGUGAGCGACCACUAAGGUUGCAGAGCAGAUUUCCCUUAAAAGGGGACUCUUUAAUACUUAGCAUUAAUACAAUGCUUUAAUGUUUAAAAGUGUAUGCUCAAGGGACCGCUGGCCUUCUAUAUCUCCCUUCUCUUUUCGUUACAUACCAAAGCCUUAACUUCCCAAGUUGGAAGUUAGAGUUUGUCAAGAAAACUAGCUCACUGUGAAUUGUUUAACUUCUCACCGUGUUUUCCUCAUAUUUCUGAUGAGAAGUUACAGCUGCUGCCACCCAAGACUCUUUCCCUCUCCCUCUCCCUCUAAAAGAGGAUUUACUCGUUUAUUUUUACUCAUGCAUGUGUGUGCACGUCUAUUUGUUUAGGUCUCCACACAUAUGUGUGAGUCCCCGCAGAGGCCAGAAGAGGGUGUCAGAUCUCCCGGAGCUGGGGUUCAGGUGGUUAUGAGCCGUCCAAGGAGGAUGCUGGAAAAUGAAGUCUGGUCCCUGAGGUAGCAGCUCCUGCUCUUAACUGCCUUGCUAUCUCUCCCGCCCUUCUACACGCCCUGCCCCCAAGCUUAUUUUCUUUCUGAAAAUAUAGUAAUGACGUUUGGCUUAUCGACAGGGUUAGGGUUAGGGUUAAGGGUCCCUAUACAAGCUUUCUGCAAUGAGGUUAAGGUAGGUGAUGGAUUAGGUUCUAAAAACGGCACGGUUCACUUACUGAUUUGGGUAGAGUCAUAUCCAAUUGCCAUUGGUUAUAGCAGACAACCCAGACUUUCUUUUUUAGGCGUAGAAUGGAAAUCUGUAAUAAUCUCAUAAUUUCAAGUAAGAUUUUGUAGCGUAUUAUGGUUUGAUGGUUUGUGAGAAUUGGCCCUGUAUUAUAAUUUAAAAGGCAUUAAUUUAGCGCAGUAAUUAAACAUAUUUAUAGUUGAGUAGUUUUGCUCUUUAGUACACAUAGGGUUUCUUCAGGUUAUCUCAACAACAUGCACUCUGUAACUGGAGUCACUUUGUCCCCAGAAGUAAUGACUCUGAGACUUUUUCUAUAUGAAUAAUCACUUAGGCCAAUAGCUUUGGCUGUGUUCUCUGACUAGCUCAUAUUCAGUAAUCCAGUUUAUUCUAAGUGUGCUGCAUGGCUGGUUACCCCCUCGGUUUCAUGUAUCUGUCUCCUCCUCAGAGUUUGGGGUGAAUUUCCAGCACCUGACUAUUUUCCCAGAAUCCCUCUCUCUCUCCCGGAUGUCCCACCUUCUAAUCUUGCUUCAGCUCCUUGACCAGUCGGCCUGUAAUUGACAGGCGAUGCUUCCAUUCAUUAGGAGAGAUGACUUCCACGUGACCUCACUAUAGUCCCAACAACUCUCUUUGCAUUUGCUGCCCCUUAGUAAGCCACCUCCAACUGUGGGACAGGAGCGUAUAUAACUUUCUAGCUACUCUCUUUAGCAUCCUUAUCAACCUUCUCCAACUAUGGCUAAGACAGAAGACAUUGUUGGGAACAUUUGGUGCGGCAUACCCUCCCUUCCUUCAUGAGUCUUGCAAUUACAACUUCACUUUGAGACACACUUGGAGUAACAGUAGAUAGAAGAUCUGGGUAGAAAAGUGAGUUAUGGAGAGUGGGUUAAGGGUGCCCAGGGUCCUGCAGUGCUGUUCUGGGCAGAAGAGGCAAACUCUGAUAAGCUCCAGAUGGCUGUUGGCAUCAGCGCUCUGCUCACAGAUAUACAGAAGUCAAAUUAAGUGGAUUUUUCAGUGCAGCUUGAUGUUGAGUUUUAAGACUACAGUAAUCAGAGGUGGAUUCUAGCAGCCGACCAUUGAACUGAGAAUAGGGUCCCCAGUGGAAGAGUUAGAGAAAGGACUGAAGGAGCUGAAGGGGUUUGGACUCCAUAAGAAGAACAACAAUAUCAACCAACCAGAACCCCUAGAGUACCCAGUGAACUAAACCAUCAUCCCAAGAGAACACAGGGAUGGACCUAUGGCUCCAGCCGCAUAUGUAGCAGAGGAUGGGCCUUGUGGGGCAUUAAUGGGAGGAGAGACCCUGGUCCUAUGAAGGCUCAAUGCCCCAGUAUGGAGGAAUGUCAGGGUGGGGAGGUAGGAGGGAGUGGGUGGGUGGGUGAGGGAACACCCUCAUAGAAGUUGGGGGGGGGAUGGGAUGGGAUAGCGGGUUUCUGGAGGGGAAAGGGGACAUUUAAAAUGUAAAUAAAAAAUAUCCAAUAAAAGAAAAAAAAAGGUUGCAGUAAUCAGUGUUGGAGAACAAUUGUUUUCUCUUGUUAUAAAUUGCUAAUUAGUCUUGAAGGUCUAACCUGUUUUGUAGAAAAUCCUCCCUUAUUUUCUCUGAGAAAGUGGCUUGGACAGUAAUCUAUUUACUCAUCUCUGCACCUCUCUUCCCGCUUGUUAAAAUAAAAAAUUCAAAACCUCUAGGGACUCUCCACUGUUGAGUUCUGCUUGGGAGGAGCGCUGAAACAGUGGCCUCGCACUGAAGUAAAUAUUGACUGGGAGUGCGGCUGAGCCUAGUUCAAAGCAGCCUAUUGUCCCCCCUUAGUCAGCACUCCAGCCCAGCCUGGAGUGUGCAUGUGUGAGGGAGAGAAGAAAGACGGUGAAGGGAAAUGAACAGGCCCACAGCUGAACUCGUAAAUGCACCACAGAGCGGAAAGAGAAGCUGGGUACAAAGCCAGCAGGGGCUUAUGCUGGGUUGCAGAGAAUCUAGGAGCCUGAAGUGCAGAAACACUGGCUGUCUUGUCUGUCGAGGAGAAGUUCAGCAGACACAAAGCUGCUUGUUUGGGUGGGUCCAGCUGGUCUCUGAGCGCAGCCUUCUUGGCGGGGAUGCAGCCUUUUCAGGACAACAUUAAAUGUAGCUUUUGGGUGAGCUCGAGAGAGAAGUUAAAAAGCCUGGAUUCCAGAAUAACCAUUCUCCCUUCGUGGUGCAUGUACCAAGGUCCUGUUGGCCUUCCUGCCUUCAGCUGUCAUGUCGGAUUACACACUCUCCUGGGUCUCCUAAGUGCCUUAGCAUCCCUAAGGUAUCAGAUGGGUGAGGGAGGGCCAUAUGCCAUUUGAACUGAGAGUUCUGAAGUUCUGGAGUUGUUCUUAGCCGAUGAGAAAUUUGAACUUUUCCUGAACAUAUCAUUUGGACAGGGUACAGAUACUCUUGUUUAAAGUGAAAUGCCCUGAGUAAAAACUAAGUAAUUUUUUUUAUAAAUCUUUUAAUUCAAGAAUCCAAUCAAACAGCUGGCUGACUUACAUUCUAGUGAAAACCAUCUUGAUACAUUUACUAACUGGAGAAGUAAACAGGAGUCCUAAAAAAGGAAUCCUCAUACAUCUGGACUGUAAAGUUAUUAUUAUUUUUUAAAUAAAUUCACUCUGAAAACCUGUGGCAUGAUAUGAAGUUUUCAUCUCCACUGACAUUGAAUGCACAGUCGUCCAGUGAUGUUUUGGUGCGAGCACAUCAGUGCUGAGGGCCACAUGCGGGCACCUAGCAGGUUAUUAGAAUAUUCAUUAAUUGCCAAGACAAUCACCAAACUGUUCUACUCCACUAUCAUGUUAGGACAGAUAAUGUCACAAUAGAGCGCUCUGGGAGAAGGCACAUCUGCCCAGGGACCACUGGGAAGCACUUCCUGGAGGGGAAAUAAUUUAGUCUAGAUUCUGAAUAAAUGGGCAUGGUUUUCAUAGCCGAGAUGGAAAUGGUAGAAGAAUAUUCCAGGAACCUUUAGCAACAAGAGCAGAGCUCUGCGGGCGGUGCGGCCUUGUAGAUGGAUCUGGAAGGGGAAGGAAAACCUUUUACGCUGGAAAACUGUCCAGGCCUUUGUGGGAGAGGUGUGUCGACCAUUUUACAGCACAUCGAAGGGAGGCUGUGAUUUUGCUUUGGGAGGAAAAUAACAGUGCUUUGUUGUUUUUUGUUUUUGUUUUGUUUUGUUUGUUUUGUUUUUUAGAGCAGUUUUAGGUUCACAGCACAAUUGAAGGCAGAUACAGAUAAAUCUCGUGUACUGCAAUCCCCUCCUGGGUGAGCAUUUGCAGUCCGAAGGGGGCAGGUUGCUAUGCUUUAUUUCAAAGCACAAGCAGGCGUUGGCGAACGGUAAAGAUCUCCAGACUAGCCUUGGCUUAUGAGUGGUCAGGAGGGAAGUGAUGAAACCGAGGGUUUUCAGUAUUUCAGUAUUACGGUUUAAGGUAUUGGAAUACUUUUCAUUUCUGACGCGCAUUAAGCAGCUGUUUUCACACUAGUUUUGUUUUGCUUUCAACAGAACAACAACAAAACAAAACAAAAUUAAAAAAAACAAACAAACCCAAAAACUCCUUGUCCAAAGCCAGCACUAGAAAUUAUGUAUAGAAGAGACACACCAGACACAGCAGACUGUCUUUCAAGGUUGUGCAUCUAUGGCUGUUUCCAGACUUCUGGGAUAGGAGGAGGAGCUACUAGAUCUUCAGAUCCCGCCCCUUAGAUCCUCCAAGUUCCGGGACAGCCUCGGUGUUCCCUGUGGGUAACUAGGACUUCCGGUGUGGAAGAGGUUUAUUCUUGUUUGUACGGCUUGGGUUCUCUUAGGGGAACAGAAUCUAUUGGCCCGUAUACCGUGCACGGCGCCCUGGGAACCUCACCCUUGUUAUUUAUUUAGUCCUGGCAAGAGCUCUUAUGAGAGUGGCAUUAUACUGAUUUUUGCUUUAUAGAUGAGCAAACCGGGUUUUGCAUAUUUUAAACCAGCCCAAGGCCUCUUAGCUUGUAAGUGGCCCCUUUAACCACUCAGCUGGGCUGUGUGGAGUGACACACUUAGUUGAAUAGAACUCGGUGAAAUGCUGAAGGGUGACCUUGGGGCAAAAUUUCCGAGGACCUACAGUGUCAAAUGAUAGGGAAUCUAUGCUAAUAUGAAGGGAGUAUUAAAAACGCACACUUUAGUCCUGGUUGUUGAGUGUUUAAUGGACUGAAGGAGCAAGCCAGAAAAAAAAAAAAACUGUUGCGCCGGUAGGCACCUAAUUAGUGCAGGGCUUCAGUAUUUUGCAGACUUGGUCACUGGAGCUGUAGGGUGUCUUAUGUAUAUAAAGAGGACAGUCCUGUCUGCUCUGGAAAGGGGGUCAGCUAACCUCUGGUUCUCCACUGAAAGUUUUAGAAGUUAAGAAUCAACGCGGUCAGGUCAGAGGUUUUCCCAAACAUUAAUUUUCAAGUCCUGCACUCAGGCUUGGUCUUGGUUAACAUGGCCAUGCCCAGUGACUUCAACUUCUAACGUACUUUGCUUAUUCCACAGAAAACAUCCGUCAAACUUGAUGUUGGUUUAGGGGAGGAGUGGGAGGGAGGGGAAAAAAAGGAAGGAGGAAAUGAUGUAAUAUUAUAAUUUCAAAAAAUAAUUUCAAAAUUUAAAAUAUAAUUUUAAAUCAAGAAACUAACAGGGAAUAGCCUCUACUUGCUUGAAUGGGCUUCAUUCCGGUGGCUCAGAGCCUUCCUUCACCCACGUGUUUUUUUACACUUCCUGCUACUCCUUUCCUUCAUCGACUCUGCCCUAUGGCCUUGAGGUCAGUAAAUUAUUCCUGGUUAGUCGUAAAGACAACUCUCCUGACAGGCUGUGAGUGGGUCAGGUUCCCUUUAAGCCCCCAGAAGUCCAUGGCAGAGGAAGAGAGGGUUUGGUACUUCCUUUCUGUGCUCCGCACAUGCGCAUUGCCAGACAGGCAGAUUUGUUAGCCCAACUGAGUGUCAGGAGACCUUGGGCCUUCUUUCCUCCUGUCCUGAAUUGAGAUCGCCUCACUGUCUCCCUCCUUAGCCGCUCAUGCGAAUGACGUAGGGCAAUAACUGGUGUGCACUUUUGGUGCUGUUGUGAGCUCCUUUCUAGAUUUUGUGAUUCUUGAGGUGAGAGAUUGUGUUUGUAUGUAAACCCACUGUGCCCAGGGCUGCCUCGUUAGGAAUGUACGGUGGGUUCCGGGUCUCAGGUUGUACUUCUUCACUGCAUAUUUGCUGAGAUCCAGGAAAAUCUAAUCUUUCUAUGUUUUCAGUUUUCUAUGUACAAAAAGAAAUAAUCAUAUUUUCAUCCAGGGAAAUUGUUUUCACAGUUAGAUGAUGUAUUUCCACAUGUAAAGUCUCUAAUAGGCCUUUUAUAUAUUAUGUAGGCAGUGCAUAUUAUAUAUCGGUAGGCAGAUUUAAAUGCAUGUCUAUGUUUUAAUUAUUUUGUUCUGGUACAGAAUAUCCAACAGCUGUAGAAAUGUGCCCAAACGGCCUCACCUAACUUUGUUGCUAGUUUUACUCAGCUCUCAGUUUUCACUUCUGUGUAAUGGGGAUGAUGUGUUAUUUGAAAAAUCAGUAUGAUUCAGUAAAAAGUGAGUAUGUGUGGUAUUUCUUUAGUGAAACCCUGGGGUUGUUAUUAUGAUGAUCUAGUUACUUGGAGGAUUAAUCUCAGAAGUAUUAAUAUACAAGGUCCAUUGCCCGCAUGCUGUUUUCAUGUUCUUGGCUGUUAAUGCCUAUGUGUGCUAAGAACUUACCUGAAGGCAAGAGCCAGCCAUGAGGGAAUUCUGAUUUGGACCUUGGGAAAAUGACAUGGUGUCUUACAAGACUACCACAGCCCAGAGUCAAGUUGGUUGUUAAUUUUUCUUUUCUUUUUUGCCUUAAAAAAAAACAGAAACAAACAAACAAACAAACAAAAAAACAAACAAAAAAAACCCAACUAGAUGUUUAACCUUGACCAAAUCACCCAAUACCUUGAAAUGGACUUUUUUCAUUUCUUUUCAUUUUUGUGAGAUGAUUGUAUUGGUUGGUAUUUCAGGGAAUUCAGGAGAUCUGGACUAUGUCAGGGCCCUGACACUGAUAAUUACUUGACUUUGGGUAAGUCAUUUGACCCAGGUCAAGUUGAGGUUCCUCAUCUGUAAAGAGAGAUUUUUGUCCUCUGCCAGGUCACUUUUGAUUUGCUGAAUCUAUUAGCUUUUCAAAUCGACCUGGUUGGCAACUGUCAUUUCCACAUACACCCCAUUUUGUCAGUGCAAGGGAAUUCAUUCAUACAUAUCUACCAGGCCUGUGAACUUUCGAAGUGAACACACAUUUUUUUCCCUUUAAAAUACACACUGAAUAUAUUUUCAAAUUAUUUUUCCUGUUUUCUUCCCAGACAUAGCUUUUUAAGGAUUUGCAAAUGGAAAACUAAAUCAAAAUUAUAGUUAGUGAAUAACAACAGUAACGUACCACAGGUAUUCCACUGCAGAAGGCGUAAGUGGCUUCUCCAGUGUUGGUGAGUCAAAUCUGGAAAUCUUCCCACAUGGGGAGACCUCAACCGAGCUGUGUCUGAUUAAACUCCAAAUUUAGAUUAAAAAAAAAAAAAGCCUAUGUUCUUCAAAAGAAAAAAACCACAAGAACCUGGAAUUAAAAAAAAAGUUCACUUACAGCUUCAUACAAUGUAGCACAGGAUGAAUUCUUGAACUGUCUUUCAUUUGUUUUCUCCCUGGCUUUUGGGAGGUGACAAGCGGUACAAUUAGGAAGUCCUCUCAACAGUCGCCUAACUCUGUAAAGCACUGGAAAUCAGGCCAAGAGUGGUCAGUGGCAGCCCCUCUCAGGGCUGUGUGAGCGGGGUUGACAGCCACACCCCUAGUCAGUUUCCUAUAGCACUCUUGUUUAUGUGCCUUUCUCUUCCAAGUGUGAUCAUUAACACACACACACACACACACACACACACACACACACACACACACACACACACACACACAGCGAUAUGAAGUAGACAAAUUUCAAAACUUGUUUUAACAAUCUAUGAAAACCUAAGUAGACAAGAAAUGCUGAACCCUGAAGUCCCACAGUGCCAGCUCCCUAUGCAAGAAAGAAGGGCUUCAGUGGCAAAGUGGCUACAUUGUAAGAAGGAACUUAAAGUUGGCUACAUUGUAAGGUAUUAAGUGCAUUUGCAUCACCCCCAGAAGUGUGGUGGUAGAUACAUAAAUAGCAAGGACUAAUUACUAUCUACCUGGUCUGUGCUGUUUUACAUUGGAUUGUUUUGUUUACCAAGCCAUUUACCUGGGAGACCCCUGGACCACUUUAGGGUCUAUUUUCUCUGCAAUUUCUAGUCAAAUAUAUCAUGGGUAGACUGAACGGGAUUCUCACUGUCUCCUGUGCCUGUGUGGUUUUGGUUGUAGGAAGGUGUGUUCUCUCAGAGCUUAGAUUCUGUUCUCAUGCAAGUCCAUCGAUCUGUGAGUAGCAGCCAUUACUGACAGUAAAACGUGUGCUUGCCAGUCUUUCUACAAUUUGUUGUCUGUGAGCUUAGUGUUUCUUGUUUCCUGGCUACUCAAGUAAAAAGAAUGGAUGGUAUUGAAUUUAAGAGUCUAAGCUGAGCUUAUGUAGACUUGCUAUAAACUAUAAUUCUGUAAUGUUGAUUGUUUUGGUUAUCAAGUGAGUAUUAAUAUAGAUUUUCACUGAUAUUUAUCCCCAGUUACUAGAUAAUUAUUUUCGCUAAAGACAUUUUAAAAGUGAGAGCUUCUAAUAACAGUGCUAAUAAUGGGAGUAUGAUUUUAAGAUAUUUCUUUUAUAAAUAUUUAAUUACUCUUGAUCUGUUAUAGGCCACUGUGCCCAUGAUGUAUUUAGGAAGAUGCUGGGGAAAUAAUACAGUCCUUUCAACCAGAAGAAAAAUCUGUGUGUCUGGUUUCUUAGUUUUCACAAUGGUAUAAGAGAAAUAUGUUCUUAAUAGGCAAAAUGUUAAAGAAAUGAUUUUGUUUGAAGAUGUGUAAACACACUUUGUUUUACAUUGUAUCACUCACUCUAGGUAUAAGGAAAAAUAAAAUAACGGUGUUAUAUUUGAAAAACAGGCACAUGAUUUGUAUUAAAGGAGUCUUAUGGGAGAUCACAACUAUCUUUCCUAUUUUAUUUAAAUAAAACUAAUAAUUGCUUAAAAGGCGCGGAUCAUCGGGAGUCCAGAUUCCAGUGGAGUUUCUAGAAUAUUCUUCCUAGAGGUCCUGGGAGAGCAGACCCUGAGAGGUCAUGCCUACCUAAUGAUUAAGGACUUUUUGGUAGUUUUUAUUUUUCUUAUUGCUUUGGAAAUGAAAGAAGUACCAUCUUAAUAGUCACUACCCCUGAUGGCACCUGUACCCAGGUGGUAGUGUCCCCCCACCUGUAAGUUGCAGUUUUGGAAGCCUUUUAACAGUCUUUUAGCUACUAACUCUCUCAUGCGUGUACAACAUGAUCGAAUGUACUCGCUGCUUCCUGUUUUGUCUGAUAGGGAGGGCUGUGAACUCAAGAGGAUCAGCCCAGUGAGGAGCCAGCACAAGCUACUGAGUCUGUGUCCUCCCCACUCCCUAUCCAUACCCCCUCUCACCUCAGGAAAGUUGCCACAGAGUUAGAGACUCUUCCCUGUGUGUGUUUAUUAUCUGGCACUGUGUAGAAUUUUCGAAUUACAAGAGUGAUUGUGUUUCUACACAUAUAGUGUGCUUUAGAAUUUGUUUCAAUUAUAUAUUAAGUUAUAUUCAAUUUUACAUUAAAGAUACACCUCACAGGUUUUGAUCCAUCCACAUGGAGAGAUGAUUAGUGUGCCCAAUCUCUAUUCAGUACACUAUAAAAUUUUCUUUCUUUCAUAUUUUCUUUCUUCUUCCUUCCUUUCUUUUGGCGGGGCAGGGGGUGAGGGAGACAUGGUUUCUCUGUGGCUGUCUGGCUAUUGUGGAAUUCACUCUCAAGACCAGGCUGGGCUCAAGCUCAGAGACCCGCCUGCCUCUGCUUCCCAAGUGUGGGGCUUAAAGGCGUGCACCACCACAUCUAGUAGUAAAAUAUUCUUAACUGUAGUCCUCAGGUGUCUGUUAGGUCUUCGGGUUUAUUUCAUCUUAUAUCGCUACAUCUUUUAUCCUGUUAGUAUCAGAUACUAUGUCCCACGAUUAUUUAGGUUCUAUUUACUCCUCUCCUGAAAACUUACUCUAGUGACUUAGUUCGCUAAUUACGAAGACAGAGCUAACUGGGAUCAGUCACCUCAGGAUUGAAUGUAGACCCUUCUCCUUUGUUUUCCUCAGCUGCUUUUGUUUGGUUGAUAUUUGCAAAGAUGGGUUGAUAAUGGCGAAGUGGGUCACACAAGAAACUCGUGGUCAGGGCACAGGGUUUCCAGAUAGCACUGGAUCCUCCCUGUUUAUCUGGAGGGAACAGUAAUGGCUAAAUCUAUUGGUCAGGGUUUAUAAUGACUUGAAGUGUAUGAAAUCACUACGAGAUUUAAACACUUACCUGCCCAAUUCUUUGAAGUCUGAUCAGACGACGAUAUUUAUUUGGUCUGGUAUCGUAGGAUAGAUUUGGUGAUGGAAUCCAAUUUCCUAUAAAGCCUGAUUCAGUGCAGUGCAGACAGAUUGGUUAAAAUGGCCGGAAAAGCACUGCUGUAUACAAAUAAAGAUGGGAUAGGGCAGGGUUAUUAACAAAUCCACAGUGAACGCCACUUAGGGGACUUCUUAGCACAUCAUGAACUACAAAUUUAAUUCGGUCAUCUGGGAAAGAGCACUUCGGAUAAAAUUCAGAUGAGCUACUUAGUGUUAUACAGAUUUAACAGUGGCGGGAAAAUGUUCCCCACCCACAACGGACAUGUCUACUUUUAGCCCACACAACAGAUAUUAUAUACAUUUCUUUUUUCUUUUUUUUUCUCGGAGCUGGGGACUGAACUCAGGGCCUUGUGCUUGCUAGGCAAGCACUCUACCACUGAGCUAAAUCCCCAACCCACAUUUCUUUUUUCUUAAAUGAAUUCAGCUUAUGCCUGAACACCUGAAAACACUUGCUCCCCACAGCUUUAUGGAACUGCUGUACCCUCACCCCCUUGCCUUCUUCAGAAGAAGACCACACUCAUUUAAAGUUUGUGUAGAAUAUGACCAACUCUUGCUUGGGCAUGGGCUGUGUGCAGGGUACUUAAUGGACAACGUUUCCGGAUAGCAGAGCUAGUUACUCAUGAAAGGAAGAAGUAGAAUGUUGUGCUCAUGGGGAGGCGUCUUUGAAUAAGACUGCUUUUUCUCCGUUGAAUUUUCCUUCUCUGCACUCUGUGUACUAGUUGGGGUAAUCAGAGCCAAUCCCUCUUGAGAUGAAGUAAAAUGUUCCCACUGUGUGUUGUCUCCAUAUGGUUUUCUUUCUCCUAACUUUUUUCCCCCCUCGAUGUUUACUAGAAGAGAGCAAGUGGCCAGGCCCUGUUUGGGGCAUCUGAUCAAGGUGACUGUCUCUAAUGGACAACGAUGGGUUUAAGAAGUGACCCCCCCUAUUGUCUCCAGGACAAAACCCUUCCCUUGCAUCUUUCAGCCGGUAUGGCCACUUCUAAAGGAUCCGUGAGCAAAGUGCUGCAUUUUUAUUAAUCAGCUUAGCUUAAUGGGAUGAAAAGAGCUUUGAAAAGAGCAGAGGGGAAGCCCGGCUGAAAGUCGCUCUAAUUCUUUUCCAGGAGAACCACAGGGUUUUUUUUUUCCUUCCAUACCCUGAUUUCUAGGGAAGAUAUUUGGUGGUUUCCAGGUGCUUCUAGUAGUCUUUCUAGUUUUUACACACGUAGAGACUCCCGCUAGCCUUGCGUUCCCUGCAGCUAUAAACAAGAAUUAGUAGGCGUUCAAGGGAGAAAUAGUUUUUGAAAGGAGGCGGGAAAGCUUAAACUGAUAAAGCACAACUCUGUCCGUCUUGAUGGGGGCUGUGUUUGGAUAGCUCGCCCUUGUCCGAAUUCUUCUCUUUCCCCCCUCCUUCCGGCCCCAGUGCGCCUCCCCUCCCCCCUCACCCAGCCUUCUUCAUAAACGGUAGCAGCUGGAGAUCUUUCAGUGGUACUCAGGGAUUACUUCCCUUUGGGGUUUUAAUAAGCCCUGAUGCCUGCAUCACUGCAAAGGCACUUCUGGGGACAAUGGCACUGGUGGGGGGGUAAGGGGAGGGAAUCAUGGGCCCUUUGAGGACCCAGACAGAUAGGUUCAGGCAGCACCCUGGGAUGCAUUCUGGAAGGCAGAAUGCUGAAACAGGAGCCCACAGGCCCCAAAGAGGAACCAGAGCAGACAUCAGCUUGGAGGUGAAUUUCUGCCCAGUCUGGAGAGAGUGCUUCCUGCUGCUUCUUAACGAGUGGUUCAUCCUCUCACUGUAAAUGGCUGGAAUGACCAGUCGGAGUCACCACCACCAAGGUCACAUGACCCUAUGCCUACCUGUACCCCUGUGGGGAGGACCCUUCCACAGUGGUUGCCCCUACAUUGCAGGGUGCCGCUGGCCUCUUUUGUUGGAACUAGGGAGUGUUUUAUAAGGGUGGGAUUCUAUUGGAGGCUGCUGCGUGCUGUGGAUUGUGUGGGUUAGAAGGGGCGUGGUUUCGUCUUUUUAAAAAUUUAUUUCUUUUGGAAACCUAAAGUGACAAAAAGUGUCACUUGGGAAGAGAAAAAAUGACAACCAUUUGAAAUAUAUAUGUAUAUAUAUAACAUAUAUAUAUAAACAUAUAUAUAUAUAUGUCUUACAUGAAAAAAUAGGAAACGGGGAUGGGCACUAAAACUGUAUUAAAUGGAAACAUUUAUCAAGUCACCUGGGUCAGUGCCAUGCCAGCCCAUGGGAAGCGUGCAGGGUGACCUCUGCAUUCAUUCCAAGCAGAAACAGUCAUUUUUGUUGUUGGUGUUUGUUUCAUCACUGCUUACAGAUAGUUUUUGUUUUUGAAAUUGUUAAAUAUGUAAGUACUUUAAAGUCCCUCUAAGGGACACUGAUAUUCUCAAUAUGUAUGUAUACUUCAGGAAAUAAACUUUACAGUGAACUUUGGAAAGAUUUUCCUAAGAGUAGUUUAUAUUAAUAGUAGUUUGUCCCAAGAUGUAAUUUUUCCAAAGUAAGCUGGGGGAGGAAAGGAUGGGUUUGCAGAGUGGAAGCUGGGAAAGGGGAUAUUUUACAUUUCAAAAUGUAAAUAAAUAAAACAUCCAAUAAAACAAACAAACAAACAAAUAACAUUAAAAUGUUCCUAAAGGCAUUCCCAGGAGAGCUGGUGUGCGGAGUAACUUCCCCUAGCUACCAGGGUCACCGCUCACAUCCUAGUUUUAUCUUUUCAUUUUGAGAAUGUGGUUUUUUCCUUCUCUUUCCAUAAGAUCUGCUUCUGCCCUUCAGGAAAGCCCAAGCACCCGUAUUUCAGAGAUUCAACUGUCCGGUUAGACACUGUUCCUCCUGCCUGUGGCAUUCUGUAGAUGCCAUGUGCCAUUCACAGAGGGGACCGUUGAGUUCAGGGCUUACAGAAAGGUCUGCCUCCUUUGUCAGGGGAAAUAAACAAAACACAUUAUUGAUGUAUAACACGAGUGUUUCAUACAGGUAUUCAGUAUGAAGGGGUUAAAUCAAACCAGAGGGAACACCACCUAUUUGCAUGUGUGUGUGAGGGGGAGAAGGGCUGUAGAUAGGACCUAAAAGUUUAUACUCAGCCAUCUCUGAGCGUACAGUAUAGUGUUAUUAAGUGUAGGCCCAACGAUGUCUGGUACAUCCUUGAAACUUAUUCCCCUGUUUAGUCGAAGUUUUACGCUCUUAACGUGCAGAUGGGUGGAUUCUCCCAUUAGUAGAUUUCUGGACACAUGACCUAAGAUUGAUUAUGAUUUUCUUAAUUGCUGAGCGGUGACCAUCAAAGGAGCUUCCUGAAAUGCCACCUGCCUGGUCUCUGUCUGAUACAGCCUGUGGUUUCUAACAGUGCCCUUCUCUGACAGUGUCUUGGUAGGAGACAGUAGUGAGGGCCAGAGCUUGGGCUCCAUGCUGCAGGAUCCGGAAGCAGCUGUACUUCGUCUGGGUGGACAGCCAUUGAUUUUUAUAUACCCGGGCCUCCUGAUGGCGUAAAAACCCAUUUGUGCCUCUUUAGAUUAAGGUUAAUUCCUGUGGUGGUUUGUGCAGAUGCAUGAACAGAUGCUGCACUCUUACCGAGGCUUUUAGAUUUACCCUCCAUACUCAGAAAUGAAAUCUAGUUAAAAAUCAAAUGCAUCAUUAAGUCAUAAAAAGGAAAGGGGGAUCCUUAAACAGGAUACAUCACCUCAAAUUAAACCCUUGAACCUUGUCCUGGUAAACCUUGGCACUGGGGCUUUAGAAGUGGUUUACUAUUUGUAACUGUGCUCACGUUCUGCCAUGCUGGCUAAUAGGUAGUAUGUCCCCGAAGCACCAACAAUUUGAGAACAAUGAUGUUUAUUCAUUUUCUUGACAGAGGGAAGAAUGUGAUUUCAAAGCAUCUAUGGGUUUUCACACGCAGACACGCACAUGCGUGUAGUAUGUUAGCCCAUAUUCCAGGUGGCGGAAUGCAGAGUUGUAGCAGUGAGUGGCUCAAACGUGCCCGCCAGUCCACAGACGCUCUCUGGGGAGAAGGUACCCAGAGUGUGGGAAGGCUGACUGACCCAGUGCAGAGCAGCGCUCUUACCUGUCUUUCUGAGCAUCUGCGUAGCGGCUUCCUCUGUGGUUGGGAAAUCAUUUGUAGCUUAGAGUUGUAAUGUUGGAAGACAGUCUGCUCACCUACAGAUAAUGUUCCAUUAGCCUUUUCUGAAUUGACAAGGCUGGCUGCUUCCCUGUAUUCGUCUGUCAAAGCCGGAGGAUCUGUCUGUUUCAGGAUUCUCCCCUCAGGCCUUAUUAAAGUAACUACCACAUAAACAAACAGUACUUCCAAAUCGGGAAGACCGAAGAUGGGACUUGAUGUCACUUAGCCACAUUGCUUCUGUCAUUACCGUGAACUUGUUUUCACCUUAGAAGCAGGAUCACAUUUUAGGAAUAGGUACACGUAAUCCCACGACUUGUGUUGGGACAGUUCCCUUAGACCUCUUAUGUGCUUGGCUAUUGAUUAAUUCACUGAAUCUAGGUGACCCCUCCCCUCCAAGGCAGCAAUUUUUUACACUGUUGGGAGCAGACUGCAGUCCUGAAAAUCCUUGUUGAUGACAUCAUGUAUUUGCAUCAAGAAGAUUAGCCAUUGCCUACCUACUUAACUAACCCCCACUUUCCCGUCCAGCCGCAUGGCGCUGAACUGAAGUGCCGUUACAUCUGCAAAGUGUCUGCUAGCGAAUGUGUUUUGGAGGUGAGGAAGGAGUUAAGGAAAUGGUGUCUCUGGGCCUGUCAGCAUUUUCCCUGUUUUUCCGUAAUGACUGGUGAGCUCAGGUGCAGUCUGGCUGUGUGUGGGCCAUAUCCUAACCUUUUAUUUCACCAAAGAUAGAGCGCUUGCGCCGUGGAGACAGUUUAAUCUCAAGUAGAUUUUGGCAAUACUGCCUCACGGUCUCGUUAUACUCUGUUGGCUGUGGGUCUUCAUCUUCCUAAGAUCCCACUCAGAAAUUAUUUUAGUACACCUUUCUGUGAUCAUAAGUGCAGUGAGGUGCUCAUCCUUCCUCCUGAGUGUUGAAGGCGCUAAUAACUGGGAGAACUUCCUCGCAGCAUCCUCUGCCAUUCGAGGGAAGUGCUCCUGCUUCCCACGCAGCUGAGUGAGUGCGGUGUAGAACCCUUGGCUGUGUCUCUGGUGCUGGUCAGUUCAGCGACUGGACAGGGAAAGGGGGGUUAGUUAAGUAGGUAGGCAAUGGCUAAUCUUCUUGAUGCAAAUACAUGAUGUCAUCAACAAGGAUUUUCAGGACUGCAGUCUGCUCGAAACAGUGUAAAAAAUGCUGCCUUGGAGGGGAGGGGUCACCUAGAUUUAAGAGGACACACAAUGACCCAGCCCUGACUGCCUCGUGACUCUCUUAGGAGCAUUAUGUGCGUGAAGUCUUUGUCUGUGGAAUGCCCUUGCAUAUGGGCUCUGACACUGGCAUCUUCAUUUUGCUGAUGAGGUAGCAAGGUGUAGAGAUGAGUCUCUCCAAUCCAUCAGAGACCGGUCUAAUUGGGAUUAAAAUCCCCGGUAGUCUAUGCCAUUAGCCAUUGCAACCCGUUGCCCCUGCCCACCCAGGCUGUCGAGUCAGGCACAUUAUUGUAAGGCUAUGUUAUGAAGCUCACCAAAUCUUAUCCUUGGCCCUCCACACCCCUGUCAUCUUCAAAGUAGUAUCAGUCAGAAAGAUACUAAUUCUAACGCCAUGUUUUAGGGCUGCUUUCUUGUGUGCGUGCUUGUGAAGCUUGAGACGGCGAGAAGCCACAAAUGCUCAGAUUAAUGUUCUUUAGAUGAAAGUCCCUCGAGUGGAUGAGGACUUCUUACUGGAAGAAGCAAAUAGAAGGGGGAGACAUUUUAACUUAAAAGAAGUUUACACUGUAGUAAGCGCAGUCAGUGUGGAUCUUUACCACCCACUGAAUGUAAGCCUCCCCCUUUCCUUGUUUGCUGAUUUUUCCCCAUUUAUUUUUUAAUUGCAUGUAUAUAUUACACACAUUAGUAUCAUACAGCACCAUGUUUUAAAGUGUGUGCAUUGUGGAAUGGCUAACCAGGCUAUCUACCAGGUUCAUGACUUUUUUUUUUUUUAAUGUGGCUAUUCAGCAUAGUGACUAGUUAUCUUAAGCAUCUUCCCCAAAUUGAAAUUUUGUGUCCUUGGACUGAAACCUUUCCAUCACCUGCACCCUCCCGUCCCCCAGAUCAGCCUUCAGACUCUUGGUUCUGGUGAGUCUGUGGUUUUGCACCCUGUGUAGGUGAUGUCACAAGAGAUGAGCAAUGUGUUUGGGAAAACCUCUGGUGUGGAUUGAAAAGCACAAACCAUUCCGUGUGGUUUAGUGUUUAAAGGUGUUGAAAGCAGGCCUAACAAUUGCAACUUAACUAGUUUAGGUUUUUACAGACCGAGGUCUCCCCUGUUUUAAGCUGACUUCAUACAUGCACACAAUCAUGUCUGAAGAGUACAAGUAUACAUAUAAUUAUAAUUAUUGCUGACAUAAUUUUAAUGACAAAUAAAACUUCUCUCUGUAAUUUUGAUUUAGUAGCUUACGUUUGCACCACACAAAGUGACAGAGCACCUCACAAGCUCUUGGUAUUUGGAAUUGCCUCUGUGAGGAUGUGUAUGUGGUAUUGUGCCUCUGUGAGGAUGUGUAUGUGGUAUUGUCUCUGUGAGGAUGUAUAUGUGUAUUGUCUCUGUGAGGAUGUGUAUGUGUAUUGUCUCUGUGAGGAUGUGCCUUUUCCCUCUGAGGUGUUGCUCAUUGCUUGUUAGUUUUCUCCCACAAAUUAAGAGUGAGGAUUGUGGUUUUCUUGACAGAUGCUAGAGGCAGGCUGGAGUCAUAGGACUUCCUGUCAUAGUAAAUUUUAUAGAUGGGAAGGACUUACUUUAACCAAAGCCUUUUUUGGGGUAGAUUAAAGAUUGGAGUGCAUGUGGCCAUAAUCUUAUUUUUCCCCCUCAGAUUUUUGAUUCUCUUUAAAAAAAAUCUAUGAAGAUUGUAGUUUUUGGUUACACUUUAUCAAAAAGAAAAGUGACCAAUUACAAACCCACUACUGCCAUUGGCUUUGCAAGGGAAAUUUAAGCUCCUCACAUACAAUUUAGGGAAAGAUUCUUUGCUUAGUUCAGCACUCAGACAUUUGUCCUGGUCAUUAUUGGCCCCGAGUAAAAUAAAAUAAACGAAAAGCAGGCAAAUUUUAGAAAGAUUUAUAGCAGGAUGUUCUUAUAAAACCAGAAAGUUUAAAAUCUGGUUGAUUUAAACCAGAAAUGCUUGCUUUGCUCUCAAAUAUUUAUAAAGCUCUAAAUCCUUUCUGUGCCCUUUCUGAUGGCUCACAGAUUAUAGCUCUGUGUUGUCCUUGUCCCUCCCCACCCCACCCCUCCCCGUCCAUCCCAUCCCCCCACUCCCCACCCCUGGACACAAGAUCCUCCACUCUCCAUUGCUGGUUACUCUGGGACUAAGUUGCUGCUCUUCUCACACUAGGCACGUCUCUUGGGAUUUAGCUCAAUGGUGGAAGUUUUGCCAUUCAAGAUACAGGGCUGUUACCAUCCAUGGCCACGAGCCCAAUCUGCUCUUUUUGAGAGAAAUUGAGUAAGGAAUUCUAAGUUCCUUUAGAUGUAAUAAAUAAUGUAAUGGGAUACGUCAACCCUUCUGGAAACAAAUAUUUUAAAGUAAGGAGAUUAAUCAAAUUGACCCUUUAUUUAAAUAUGACUUUUCCAUUUCGCUUGCAGCUCGAGGGUGCCUAGAGGGGACUUCACGUGUAAUUUGGUUUAAAGUUUGGUGUGGUUUUCUGAAGUUUCUCACAGCCUUGGUAUUAAUCUGUAAAGAAGGAGAGAAGGCAUUUUUCUUGUGUCAAAUGUGAACAUACAUUGUGCUUUUGGAUUCCAUAAAAUGUUGAGUUCUAUCUGCCAUCUUCGCAGGAAAGCUAGUCAAGAAAACUUUUGCCUGCAUCUGCUUGGGCAGGGGGAGGAUUGAGGAUUGCACACUGGUGCAAGUAAUUUUUCUCUCCUUUUCUAACAGUGUUGAACUGUAAUGUCUUGGGAGUCUUAGGAGUCACAGUUGUGCAUACACACACACACAAACACACACACACACAUGUCCUCAUAUCCAUACACACACGAAAAAUGUUUUCAUGGUAGUUUUAGUGCUUUGUCAAGAACUGUAAUUGUUCAUGUCAAACUAGGAUACAGCAUCAUUUGUAGCCUGCAGAAUAUACAACAUGAUAGCUUAAGUGACCCAUUGAAACAAAAAAGCCCUAAGGACGGUUAGAAAGAAGAGUAUUUUGAUCACUGAUGUUUCUAAUAUUUCCAAUCAGUGUCCCUUGGUUUAACUGUCCCCUUCAAGUUUCAUUUGCUCAAAUCUGGAUGUGCCAGCGUGACCUUGUGUGCUCAGCCCUGCGAGCAUCCAUCUUUAGAAUGGAUGCUUUUGCUAACCUGGACUUUGCUGUCAAGUGUGUCUGCACGGGGCUCAAUUGAUCCAUCUCCAUUUCUUAAUGAGGAGUUUGGUCUUAAGUGUAGUGAACCUUCUCACUGUGAGGCUGUUACCUAAGGCUCAAAAUCUAUCAUAAUUACCAUUUCUCUUAAACACCCAUCAUUAAGGAGUGCACAAAACGCUUGCCUUAAAAGGAUAGUUUCACAGAGAUUGCUUCUUGGGUAUGUGUCAGCACAAAAUGAAAUCCCCGGGGUGGAGGAAAAGGGAGCUCCGACACACUAAGAGUGGAGGAAAAUCUGCACAUUUAAAUACAGCCAACUGAAAGGCAGUUAAUGGCUGUGUGUCGGUAUAACCACAGAGGCAGCAGGCUCUGCGCCCUGCUGAACCUUGAGGAGGAUUUCUUUCUCUGGUGGAGUGUUGCCACUGAGAAGCAGGAACCCAUUAGGAGGGAAGUAGCUCGUUUCGCCCAGACAUGGAUACACAUCUAACUCCGGGCUAACAAUUUUAAGGAGUUGGCAUGGAGAAAAAAAAAAGAAAGAAAGAAAGAAAGCCGGUCAUACAUUAAAAUAAAAACCCUGCAUCAUGAUUUAUUGACUUUGGCUGUAUCAAUUUGCUAAAUCACAUGGAUGUGAUUUAAGAGGAAUGUUGUUUUAAGAAGCUUUGCUCCCCUUUAAUUUGACAUGACUAAACCUGAAGCCUUCUGGAAACCACAGUUCAGAAUGGUUUUUCCCUGGGGUUUUCAUCUAUUUGCAUUUAGAAAUGUAACGUUAGCUCUCAUGGAGACCAAGGAUUAAUUUUGGAGUAGUCCUAGGUAAGGGAAAGCCUCGCUCCAGAGCGGGGUGGAUGUCAUUUGACAGGGAUUAAGAGCGGUCCUUCUGGGUUUCAUGGUUGUGGGGGCCAUGUUGAUGUCCCUGCAUCCCUCUGCUGAGUCUAGUCUCAUUGGCUCCCUGCCACUUCUCUGUAGACUACGGGGGUUGUUGUACUUUUCUUUCACACAUUAGAAACCUCGCCUUACACUUUUGCAGUUCUUUCAUGAUUGACAAAGACCUGAGGAAAUUCUGGAUUCCUUUUCCCCCCCUCCUCAAUCUGGAACGCCAUUUGGUUCUAGCUUGGGUGUAUGCUUCUAAAGAUCCAACUUUAAAUUUGCUUCCCCAGCAGAGGUCGGGAGCGUCCUCCUCCUGCGUUCUGAGACAUCCGAGGAUCCCUCCCCCAUGUUUUACCAUUUUGUGUAUUCACAUGCAGGAUCCUGGUUGCCUUUGCAAUUCUUGCAACUCGUUGUCUGUCUCUGCCGUUGCUGCCAGACUGUCUCUCCUUUGUUGUAAAACUGCAAACCAUGAUUUAAAAAUUAGGACGCCAAAGAGGCCUGCAGAGUUACCGUUGCUUGAGAGUGUGUGCAGCACUGUUAAGGGGUGACUCAACCUUUGCCCCCUGUCUGUAACCCCUCACCACUCUCCAUUCUUCUCUUAGCCUUACAUGACUGUGUGCACGGUGUGGCAGAGGACUCCUAAAGUUGGCGUUUCUUACAACUUUAAUAACCUUUCGCAGAAACUCCUGUAUCAACUUUUACUUGAAGAUGUGAAAUGGUCCCUGGCGCUAAAAUUCUUGGAGCGAAUUAGGAGCGAACGGAUGGACGCUGUUUGGAUGGGGAGGCCUUUGCGAUGUUACACGGUUGGGAGAACAACUGAGUUCACAUGUUUGGUGCCUUUUCACACUGGGGGGUUGGGGGGGUGAGUGGGAGGUGAUGAUUAGGAAGUUCCAGGGUGAAUGUGCUGUCUGCCCUCCCCAGGCUUGGCAUUAUGGGACAUUUAGACCUUUCUUUGACAUCACAAGCUCCUGGCCUCCUAUCAUUGGCUACAGGGGCAUGGCACGCAGGUGUUUAAAUUAUUCAUCGUCAUAAUCGGCCUUUAUGUUCCAGUGCCUGGCCAGACCUCUGUUAUUCUAGUGCAUAAUUGAUGGUGCUCAGAAGUGGAAAAGUUAGAAAAGCAGAAGUAAUGUGGCCGAGCAGUAGAGUGAGGAGGAGGGGCUGGACCUCGGCGCUGCGGGGACCCAGCCCACGACUGGUGGCAGAGGAUGCAAGGCUGCAGCCUACUUAUGUACAGCCGGAAUGUCUUCCCCCUGCUUAUAUUGUUCAUGCAAAAAGGGACAGGGAGGCCAUAGAGCCAGCACAGCAGACCUUCUGCAGGUUCAUGUCUGACCCUGGCUCCUAGUAGAACUGGUUUUGUGCAGUUUGUAGUUUCUGGAGAAGCAGUUCACUCUAGAAAAGGGCCCCGAAGACAGCAGCAAGAAAAAAAUGUAAAAGCCAGAGUGCAGUUUGCAGAAUUAAACUUAGUGUAAGCCACGGAGGGACUUUGUUUGAUGCCCCCACGUGCCGUUUCUUGAAGAGCAAGACCCGAAAAAUACUCUGCUACGUACAUAAGCGUACACUUGUAUUGAGAAUGAGUUUUAGAGAAGAUUAAAUGCAUAGCGAAAAAAGAGAGAAAGAGAGAGAGAGUUGCUGAAUUAUGAAGUGAUUUCUAAAAUGUAAUGUUGGCCAAGAUAUUUUGAAAGAAUAAUUUUAUCCUGAUUUAAAUAAAAUAUUCUGGGCACAUGAGUAGAUUAGGAAAAUAUUUUCAAAGAAUAGCUUCCACAACCGUGAGAGACAUCUGCGAUGGUUAAAAAGUUAUUAUUUCCAUCCUAAGAGGGUGUUUAUUUAGAAAACACCCUCUCAGUUUUCUCUUACAGGCUUGCUAAGGAAAGGGCAAGGGAUGGGAAAGAGACACCCAUCCUCCCGGUAAAAACUAGUGAGGUUUUUCUUCUCUCUUUCUGCCUGCCUGCCUGCCUGCCUGUCUUUCUCCUUCCUUCCUUCCUUCCUUCCUUCCUUCCUUCCUUCCUUCCUUCUGUCUGUCUUCCUUUCUCUCUCCCUCCCUCUCUCUCUCUCUCUCUCUCUCUCUCUCUCUCUCUGUCUCUCUCUCUUUCUUUUUCCUUUCUCCCUCCCUCCCUCCGUCCCUGGAAUGUUUUAGGAGCUUGUGGAAAGUUUGGUUGGAGUAUCUUCUUGUACUUGAAUAAUAAAGAUAAUGGAAGCAUGGAAAAGGGGAGAAAGGAGGUGGAGAGUAGCUCCUCAAAAGGAGAAAGGAGAGGAGAGUUGGCAGGGCAGGGGUUGGAGGGUUAGUACUGAGGACACUGAAGGGGCCCAUGUUUGCCAGCCUGUUCAAGAGGAGCCUUCCCUGCUGGUGUUCUUUGUGCAUUGUGCCCUCCCUUUGUCUUUUCUUAUGCAGAAGGAUAUACUAUACAAAGAAGUGAAGUUUGCUAGAAAGGGGGAAAUAGAGAGUGGAGAGGGGUGUAGUGGAGACUGAGGAGGAGAAGAAAUAGGAGGGAAGGAAAUAGAGGGUGGAUGGGGAGAUGGGGAACUGGGGAAGGGCAGUGUGUUAGACCUGUGGUCCUUCCCCAUACCGCUCUUCUCUGUGUGAGCAUGGUCUGCUCCUGCAGGCUGGAAGGCUGCCUCCAAGGAGUUCCCAGAGAGACCUAUAGGGGUGUCCUUUCAAGAGGUUGGGCUCUCUGCUUGCUGAAGGUCCAGUGACACUCCUGGUCAGCUCCAGUGAACAAAAGCAGGAAUCCCCACGAUUCAAACGAAUGUUUUGUUUUAUGAAAACAGCAGCUGAAACCUCGAUAGACUUCUGUUAACUCUGCCCACCACCAUUUUAUUGCUAUAAGAAAAUUAAUACUCAGUGUCGAUAGUGAUGUUUUUCAAAAGUGGUCAGAUUGUUUUGGCUGUAGAGAGUAUUUAAGAGAGUUCAAGUAAAUUCUUUUACAUUUUGUUAGACAGCUUCCAUGUACAGAUCUCCAUAUUAUACUUCUUCAUGUAAAAAGUGCCUUUGAAAGCAAUUAUUUCACAUCCAUCCAUAGUCAAAGAGAAGCAUUAUUAUUGUAUCUCCAUAUAAAGCAGUCUUUGGUCUUUGUCUUCUGUGUGUGUGUGUGUGUGUGUGUGUGUGUGUGUGUGUGUGCUCGCGUGCAUGUAUGCACGUGUGCAUGUGUGUGUGCCUAGAAAACUUAGUUGCCAUAUGGGUGUCUGUAAGUAUAAAUUCUUUCAGUUUGCCAUGGAAAUUUUUAUGUGUAUAGGAAAGAUACAUGUGAGAAUACACACAUGAAUUACAAUGUAUGAGCAUACAUGUAUUGUACAUCCUGUAUACAUGUAUGUGAAAAGGACAGGGCAUAUAGGUGUAUUAAAUAGAACUUAUCGUUCAGGGCAGAUUUAAGUUCAGGAGAAAUUACCAAUAUACCCACUGUCCUGUAUAAGCACCCCCAAGAGGAAUGCACUUACUGCAUAUAAUAAACCUACACUGAUGAUCAAAGUCCAUAGUUUGCAUUAAGGUUCUCCCUCCAUGAUCUGCCAUUGAUGUAUUCGGAAGGCUGCAUGCCCCUAUGCGUUGACUGUUACUGUGUAUUAUCUCGCUGUUCUAGAAACCAUGCAUACUCAUUCUAUGCGUGUACACAGAUAGCGUGCCACAUGAUGUUCUAGUGGCAGACGUCUUCUACCACAGUGGCACAGUGACACGCUAUUAUAUGGUGAGCCCCAUCUGUCCUAUUCCAUGGAAAUAAGCCCUUAUGUUCACACAGUGACAGAGUCAUCUAAUGAUUAAUCUGUCGGGACAUAUUCCUGUUACUGAGUAACUCAUAAUUGUAUACAGAAACGGCACAGCUUGGUACAUUUAAAACACAGUUUUCUCUUUUCUCCUCGCGUUAUUACUGCGGAUAAAAAUAUUCAGAGUCAUGAGUCACUUGUUAGUAUUUAAGAUGGCAUCAAGUCGAGUAGUAAAAGUGAUGUGGGCAAAUAUUGACAGACACAAAAUCUUGACUUUUAUUAAAAACAAUAGCAUGUAUGUACACAUGCUAGAAAAUUUCGGACCAUGCAUAACAGCUAAGGAUUCUAAAAUGUUUGUAUGGGUGCCUAGAAACUAUUUCAUCUGUCUGCAGACACUGACAUGGCUAUACAGGAGAAUUUGUUCAUCUUUUAUAUGCACCCUUUAGAGAUGAUUUUGUGAUACUAAUCAAUGAUGUCAUUGUCUUUACCCAGUCUUAGAAAUGCUGGCUUCCUUUGCCCUAAAGGUGACGUUCUCUUUCCCCAGGACUCCAGCAACUGAGCCAGGGACAGUUUGGAUGGAACGCACAUCCGUCUUAUUUUAGUGUAAUAUUUCUUCAUUGAGUUGAAUUGUGGUUCUCUGUUCAGGUGCCACCGCUCAUUAUUAGUAGAGUAGUUCGCAUUUGUCAGAGGUUCUCUGGGCACAAGCCGGCAUGGCAUUUCCCAUAACGAAUAGGCUAGUUGCUUUCGUAGACCAUGAAUAGCUUGUGGUCUUAAGAAAGGAACGGGAAGUGCUUAGACGUUCCUUGUGCCCUGUGACAAAUCUUCAUAAUGAACGGACUGGGGACAAUGAAGCCAGAGAUAGUGGAUUCAUGCAAAACAUUUAUUCUAGGUAUCUUGUGUUUUGAAUUCCAUUUUAUAUGCUAAUAACAUUUUUGUGUAUGUCUCGAGUGAACUUUCUGAAGUGCUACAAUGUGUGUAACUUAAUAGGCCUGUUACUUCAUUCUUUUUAAAGUUAGAUUUCUCUAGGUGCCGGUUAGCCACCGAGUUCGAUUCCGAGGGGACUUAGGCAUCACGACAUAAAACUGGCUGACUUUAUAGAAUAUAGAGCACACAUCCCAGAAUCAAUUAUCCGCCAAUCACUGCCUGUGUACUUUUAGACAAGUUCUCUAACUCUUCGUGUCAUCACGAGCAUCUGUGAAAUAGGGACGCUGCGGAACAACUGCUCCCCGGUGUCAUUUCACAGGUGGCCUGCGUAAGAGUGCGCAUGUACAUAGAGCACUUACUCUGUGCAGGGCUUAUCAAGCCCGGCUUCUUAUUUAAAUGAUGGAUUGUGGAAAUUUUCUCUGGUCAUUACCAAUUCUUUAUUUUCAUUCAGUCUCAGUGAGCAAUUUAACACUUUUAAGCUAAAUGUUUUCUCUCUCUGAUGGCGAAAGUAAACAAUGAUGGGGAAAGGUGACAAUGAAGAGUGCUAAGGGUGAGGGCUUACUUCGCGGUGUAUGAGCAAAUCAUUGUAACUUGUGUAAGCACCAACCUAACAUGUGUAACGGAGCGUUGUCCGUAUUACAAAAUACCUGCUUCAAAGAUGAAACGUUGCCAUUAAUUGUGUGUCAGUGUAUUGAUGGCUGAGAGCUGACACCUUAUGACACAGGAAAUAAAAACACAGAAAUAGCUCACUCAAAAAAUGCUGUGUCAAAAAGACUGGACAUUAAAACUUUUUUUUUUUGAUACAAGUACAUCAUCUCUUCCCUCACUCUCUCUGAGUAAUAUGCACCCUGUAUUACUCUUUUUCUUUCUUUAAAUUCAUGGCUUCUCUUUCUUUAAUUGUACACACACACACACACACACACACACACACACACACACACACACACACCCUAAAUAUAUAACAGGAACAAGGAUGAGGUACUGAUAUGUCUUAUUUUUUAAGAAAGGACAGACACAGCAGUUAAUGAAGUAACAAGGUCCAUUACAGCAUAUAAGAUCUAAUAUUACCCAUGGCGAUGUUCCCAUCACCACAGAUUACAAAUAUGAACAGCUUGGCGGUGUCCAGCUUUGAACCAGGGAGGCAGGAGAUUUGGUUUGGGAGUGGUCUCUGGAUACUUUGUUUUUUCUUUUCCUCUUACUCUCAUCCCCUGUAGGGUAAAGGAAAAGGGAGAUAUUUCUUUCUUCCAAAUUAAAACUUCAAAACCAAAUGCUGCUGAGAUACAUAGGCCGAGUUUACUAAAUAUAUUCCUGAGGUUGGUAACAGGAGAGAAGUUUGGUCAGGACAAAGAAACUGCUCUCCACAGUGUGUCUCCGUCUCAUGAGCGAGUGCAGAGCCUCUGUACCCCGUGCUCCUAGGAUUUCUAGGAUAAGGACCUGGGAGUAUUACUUGGCUGGUUCUGCUCUCAGGGAAGGUUUCCCCAUGGCUUAUAUACGGUGACACAUUUUAACUGGACCAGAGCUUCUGUUUCAUUUCAAAACUUUGUUACCAUGGACGUUCAGUUAAGCAACACUGUAACCAGUUAUUAAGCUCCUGCCUCAGCAAAAUGGGCCUGAAAAGAGCUGUGUGACUUUAUCAGUUGUCUUAAAGUAGCAGAGAACUUAGCUAUAAGUCUUGUGUCUGAAGCUGCAGCUGUUCGCCUCCUCUAUUGUAAUUUUAAGAAAACUAACCGGACUGUGUACAGCUGAAUUGUGGGUUUUAUUAAAAUUUGAAAAUCAUGGCUAAGACGAUGAAUAUUUCUGAGUUCUAAUCAAUAAGACUAAUUUAAUUGAGGGGUAGCUGAGGAGAAAGACAAAAAUGAAGUGCUGUAGUUUGAAUUAUGGAAAGUGUCACAUUUAAUUUCACAAUUGGUUCUGGUGUGUUUGGGGAUUUAGAAUAAUUUUAUACCUUAACAUUCAAUCUUUAUUUUAGAGUGAAUAAGCUAAUUUUAGAUGACUGCUCAACCUGCCUCUUCUGGCUAUUUUAGAACAUUAGCUUCAGAAUAAUCUACUAAUUCUUGCUUAACACCAAUUAAUAAGGAAUUAGAAUUAUAAUUUUAAAGCGAAUGAAUUAUUUCGUAUUAUAACAUGUUAUGAAGUGUAUGUAAAUUGGCAUUAGUGAUAGGGAAAAUAAGAAUGGCAUGCAGUCUGGGCAUGGGUUUAGUUCAUUUUUCUGCUUCUGCCUUGUGUAUGUGUUGAGAGAAAAUGAUUAAUCGUGUUAUAAUGAUAAUCGAACUUUUCAGUGGUUGCUAAGUACAGACUUGCUCAUUACCUGUAUGUGGACCAGCCACUUUACGCAGUCGAGCCCAGCAAUGUCAUGGAGUUAGGAUAAGAAAGCAUCCAUGUUCAGUGGCUCCAAGUAGGAUCUUUAUUUUAUUAUGAUCAAAAAUAAUUAUUUAUGUAUAGGGAUGUUUUGUCUGCAUAGGUGUUUGUGCAUCACACGCCUGCAGUACCUAUGGUGGCCAGAAGAGAGCGUUGGGUCCCCUGGAACUGGAGUUAAUGGUGAGCUGUUAUGUGGCUGCUGGGGAACGAACAGGAGUCCUCUGAGAGAGUAGUCAAUGAUCUUGGUCAUUAAGCCAUCUCUCCAGCCCCUGAAUAGAAUUUUGAGAUAUUAAUUGGCAUCAGAAACUUAGGAGGGUUUUGUUAGGGUGAAUUUUUCUUAUUUUAACCAGCCACAUCUGUUUGUUCUCUUCUUGAGUUGUGUAAGAAGUAGUGUUAGAUAUUUAAAAAAAAAAAAAACCAGUUAAAAGAAGGUCACCAAAUUAGGCCAACGGUAUGGAUCAGUGUGUAAAACUAUCUGUUUGAGUUUCAUCCGUGGCGCCUAUAGGAGAGAACCAAUUCUCGUAAAGCUAUCCUUGGGCCUCUAUACGCGCGCCUUGGCGUGUGAAUACCCACAUAUAUAGCAUACAGAGAUACAUAAACAAAUGAAAAAAUAAAUAAUAAAUACAUGCAAUAAAAAGUGACACAAAUUUGUGGGUAUAAAUUAACCCAGUUUUUUUUUUUAAUUACUGAAAUUAAUUUUGGUCUCUCUGAGUGGAGCUCUAUUAAGUAAUUAGCAAACUGAAUGCUUACACGCAGAACAUAAUCGCUGUGAACAUCACCACGUUUUACAUUAAUGUAACAUCAGCGACACCUUGCACAGAGCCGACACUAACAUUGCAGGAGUUACUACUGUACAUGUUCUUAAUGAGCAGAAACACUGCAGGACAGAAGGACGGAGGUCCUCGGAGCUUUGUGGGGUCCAUUUUCAACAUGGCUGCCCUUUUGAGGAAACCUCAAUCCUAUGACUCCACUUUUACUUCUGAAAACCAUCCUUGCCGCAGACAUUCACUACCAAGUUGUUGGAAUUUAUGGAGGGAACAGUUUUCAUCUCAAGCCCAGUUGAAGUGAAGAACAGGAUUUGGCAAAGGAACGUAGACACACCUGUGCUGGUCCAGAGGGAGAGAGGGGGGAAAGGUCAACGUUUAAAAGCAAGGCCUGAGGUAAACAAGUGAUCUGCUUUCUGGUUAAAGUUGGGUUUCGAGCAUAAUUGUUACCUGUCGUGUACUCAUAGUGAACACUUUUAAAUUUGGUUAAGCCUUCCUUGGACUGGAAACCAGGAAUGCUACAGGCUGUUUCUGGCCAGUUCCUGGGUUGUCUUAGCGAAUGGAUGGAAGGCUGCUUCCUGUGCAGAGAAGGUUGACCUCUGAACACUCUCCCUUGUCAUUGUCACUUGGCCGUGUACACUCUGAGGAAACCUAAAAACCCCCUUUAUUCUAGCAUUUAUCAGCUUUCUCGUUUGACUCAUUGAAGUCUUGCCGAUGCCCCAACAGAGUGUGAUUAGGACUGGAGGACCCAGUUCUGUUGAAGGAUGUGCUUCUGACCUUUAUGUAUCUGUGACAAUACACAGUCAUCUGAGGGUGUGAGCUGACUGGAGCAGGAGGCACCCCACCUAUGUAUGGAGGGAAAGGUUCCAGAGUUCACAUUUAUUUUCCUGAGGGAACUUUGGAAUUUGGGGAGGAGGUGAAUUUGGAAGAACGUAAGCCUAUAAUAGAAAUCCUUUAAUACUUUGCCACAAAAUGUCUUCCUUGUCGUUUUCUGGGGUCCCUGGGAAUGGAAUUAAUCGUUGUUAGAAUCGUUAGAGAUUUUUCUGUCUAUCCGAUUUAUAGUACUGACAAAGUUGUGAAGCACUUUUUAAUAUUUUCUUUUUGUAACAGGCUCCCCCCUCCCCCACCUUUAAAAAAUGUUUUUGGACGUAAUAAGGCAAAAUUACUAACAAUAAAUUAUGAGUCUGUGGCUGUUCACCAGGGUUGCCCACCGUUCCUGCGGCACCGUGCUUCACGGAGAGUUAUGUUUAGUGCCACUUAAUGAGUCCUUAGAACUGGUGUGCUCUCAGACACUUUGAUGGGCUGUUAAAUUCACAAAUGUUCAAAGGCCAUAAAUCACCAUUAAACAUUAAGAAAGCCAGAAGAGUUUUCCUAUGUAUGUCACUUGAUUUAUUUUCAGCUCCUAAACUAGGAAGCGGAAAAUAGGUGAGGGUCUGGCUCUCCACUCACUUUUCCUUGUGCGGAUCUGAGCUUGCUCCUCCCUUCCUUGAUCCAGAGCGGAGGGAGGGUUGCAUGGAAACAAAGGGAGAAGUCAGCUCCUCAAGAUGAAUGCGAGAAAGUGAUUUUCUCUUAGGCCCAUUGUUGGGGGAGGAAACUCGAGGCCCUAAGAAGUGAACUUGAUUGGAAGCCUCCCAGAGCAUCAACUGUAGGCAUAGGCAUUGCCAGUGAGCCCUCUGUCUCUCUGUUGCCCCAGCUCCCUGCUUAUUAGCACCUUCAUGGUGGCACUUCUAUAGAAUGAAGGCCUCGAGGCCCAGCUGAAGAGGGGACGCUCUGUAGUGACAAGGAGAACUGCUUUGGUUUUCUGUUAAGUCUGGACUUGAAAACUAAUUGGGAUACUCCAACUCCAUGAAUGAAGUUUAGUCCACCCCAGUUUUCCAAGGCCUAAAACCAAAGCUAUAACAUGGACAGCACAGCACUUUGUUGGAAGGAUUCAGUUAGAGAACUUCGAGUUGCCAAGGUCUCACUCCCUAUAGUGAUAUGACUGAAAUAGUCGACAAAUGGUAAGUGUUGUUACUGUGUUAAAAUUACUUGUAAUAUUCUAAGAGAAUUCUUGGUAGAGAAAGAUACAAAGUAAGAGUUGAAGGAUCCAUGGCUUACCCUCCUGUAUCACCUUUGCCACUUAAAAUAUAUCUUACAUUUAAUUAAUUAAUGCACACGCGGGUGCAGUGCAGUGCAUGUGGAGGCCGCAGAACCCCUUACACAGGGGCCAGUUCUCUCCUUUAAGUGUGGCCUCUGGGGUUGAACUCAGACUGUAAGCCUUGGUGGUAGGCCCCUUUAUCUACUGAACCAUCUCACUGGCCUCUGUAUAUAAUUAACUAUUACUGUGGUGAGUGAGGGUAUCAUUCCGGGCUCAUUUUUGACCCUCUUGCAUCAUCCUGGAGUAUGUGGGAAGUUAAUGUAGAGAGAUUGCAAGUUCAAGAGCAGCCUCUACUAUGUAAUAAAGUUACACACACACACACACACACACACACACACACACACACACACACACACCCCAAAGGUACUAAAAAUAUAAUGGAAUGACAGUUGCGAGUAUAAAUUACUGGGUUCUCUAGCUUCGUAUUUUUAUUUUUCUGGGGGAGAAAAAAGUACAUCCAAGGGUAUUUGUUGACUCCAGUAGUGGGAGAUAUUUGAGGAAGAGGAAUGAACUGUCUCUACAGCCCCGGGGACUUUGCUUUCUCUCCACUACUUUUUUCCUUAGCCAUGCAUUCAGUUAAAAAUUGGAGAGAAUUAGGAGUUGAGAGAUGACACAGUGAUUAAAUGUACUUGCUGAUCUUUCAGAGGGCCCAAGUGUAGUUCAUAGCACCCGUAUUGGGUAGGUCAUAACUACCUGUAACUCAGGUUGGGAAUGUAGUGCCCUCUUCUGGCCUCAGUAGGUACAACCUACAUGUGUGGUGCAGCACACACACGCACACACACACACACACACACACACACACACACACAUCAAUGUACACACAGAAUUUUUUUUUAAUUGGGGGAGAGAUGUAAGGAUGCAUUAGUGUUUUAGUAGUUAUGGAAUUCAAAGGCCAAAUGAAGAGAAUGGUAUAAGAGCAGGUGUCACCUUUUAUCUACGUCUUCUACCUCCAGUAUAAAACCCACUCACCUAAAGCCAGACUCAGGUAAACUGGUUCCUUCCAUGUUAACAUCAAACAGAAGCAACUGCAGUACUCUGCGAUGGCCUCCUGGUUGUCACCUUUCCUUUUUAUACCUUGCUGCUUUAUCCACUGUAAUGUAAAGAUGCUCAGUGCUCCUUUAAUCUUCAAUAACAAACAAAAACAAAUAGUAGUACCCCUAUUUUAUACAGGAGAGCAGAAUAGGAACAGCUCCUUUGAGGUCAGGAAGGUGAGAGGUCAGGAAGGUCAGGGGCACAUCUUGGAGAUGAGUCAGCACUCCUCAAUAAACACCUUCUGGAUGGUUUUAUACUGUGUGCCCUCUCACACAUAAUCAGUUACUUCAUUUUGUUGUGUUGGUCUUAAAAUGCCCAUCAUAGCUGUGGUUGAGAGAAGUCAUUAGGAGAGUCUCAUCCCUCAUCUUCCUUUGGCCCUUGAGUGAGUGUCCUUCAAGAGUGAACCCUGGAAGCAGUUUUGGUCCUCACUCCUCUUAGGUAAGAAUGCUUGCCACUCCUGUAGUGGUGGCAAGCACCAUCUGGCCCCCAGCCCUGAACAGUCCUGACCCUGCUGCUUUCCUCUCGACUUAGUCUUUCUCCAACCCAUCUCUGUUAUUUCUUUUACAGUUAUCUUCUCCCAGACUUAUCUGCCAUGUUAUCUUUCUAUCCCCAGAAUCUGAUCUCUUAAAAUCCUCUGACGCCCCGUUUUCUACAGCAGACCUUUUGCCAGCUCACAUUCCUUUUCAACGUGACUGCCCCAACCUUCCUGCUUUUGUUUCCUUUAGAAGGUGCCAUGUGUUCUCGAACUCACGAAGGAGGAUCCAGGUAUGCAAUGCUCUUACCUCUCUUCUGCUGAUUGGCCGUUCUUCAGCUCCCAGGCUGCACAGUAGUUACUCCUUUCCGGUGACUUUUACAGGGGAGACUAUUGAACUAAGCGAUAGAAAUGGUAACUAUUUGCCUUUCUUUCUCCUUAAGUUAAUAUUAGGUACAUUCCAGCACUGCUUUUCUCUACAGUGUUUCCUUAACCACGCAUAAUAGGGGCACAAGUUCAUGCUGGAUAAAUAUCCACCGAGGAGUACACAUCCGCACACGAUUAACUCUUAGAAUGGGGGUCUCUUGCAGGGAUGCCUUGUAUUAUGUUAUAUUUGCCCAAAAUAGUGAAAAAGAUGGAUUUUCUCCUCUGUAGAAGAAAAAGAUUUGUGAAGCCAGGCUGAGAAAAAGAACCAAUGCUAAGUCACAAAAAUUAUUUUUUCAAACCUCUUUGUUGAUUUAUUACUCAUGCCAUCUGGGAGACUGGAUGUAUACACUUGGGCAGUUAAAAAAAAAGGGUUUUAAACUUUUAGUGUAUAAUAUUCAUAAAUAUGCAAAUGUACAAUUAAUACGCAAUAAGUGCUGUAGAGUACUCGGUCAUUUACGGCACCAAUAUUGACAGAUUGCUACUGGAUUGGCGGCGAAGGCAGAUGAAGCGAGUGGGCACAAUUAGUAGUUGUCGGAAUUGGGGAUCUGGCUUUUGUUUUUUUUUUUGUUUUUUUUUUUGUUUGUUUGUUUUAUUUUUCUUUUUUGGUAGAAAAUGAGAAAUGCCAAACUUUCACAAAGAUUUUUAUCAGUGUUCUUUAUCGUUGAAGAUGCGUGCAACCUCACUUAUAAAUGAAAAUCAGAUGGAGGUUGACAGCGCUGGAGGUAGGCGAGCACUGGGGGUGGAGGGGGGCUUGCGACUGAACAAAUGCAGCCUGGCCUCUCUGAGGAGGCUUGUCCCUGUCAGCCAGCCGUGCUCCUGCAGACACCCACCACCAUUCGGUGCCCUCGGGCUGAUUUCUUUUGGAGAUCUAUUUACAAACGGAGAAUUGGAAGAGUCAAGGGUUUUGUAGCCAGAGGUAGAAAUGUAGGUCUUGGCUCUCGGUGUGCUUCUUGGAGAACUGAUUAAGCUGUAGGACAGGAAUGUAUGAGUGUGUACCAGGGAGGGGAGGAGGAUGGGUUAGGGAAGGAAGAGGGGAGGAAGUCUGGCCUGCGUAGAACCUGGAAAAGAGUCUAGGAUGAUAGAUCAGAGUUUGCCUCCUUGUGUUUUAAUUUGCCUUGCGUGAGGGAGGGGGGAAGAGAGGGGGCGGAGGAGUCAUUUAGCAGGGCUGGCUGGCAGGGGUGCACAAGGGGUAGCAUACUAUGUAACGCACUCACUAGAGUUUUAGGUUUCUCAAUGAAGCUGUAGGAUGCUGUCAGCCCAGUCUCUCCUCCAACACACCCUUAGUCAAGCACCCGCUAGCCGUGUGCUUCUUGGGAAUGGGAAAGGCAUGGUGUUGAACACAGCCUUGAAGCACAGGUAGCACGGUUUUCAGAAGCAGAGGCAUGCGAUCCUCUUGGACCUUUUCCUGGUUGUGUGGUUCACUGAUGAGGCAGCCAGCCAUUUCGAAUAUCUUCAUCAGAGACCCGGCGGGUGGCGGCUCCUCCAAGGUUUCUUCUUGGCUGCGUAUAGUCAUUUCCUCCAAAAUGGCAGACAAAAGUGGAGACCCCGCCCCCAGCUCGCUCUAAUGUGGCUUCUGAAACUUCAGGUGUGCAGCAACCGUCAGGAAACCGCCUCUCCGGAUGUCACCAAACCCAGUGUUUCUAAAGGUGACGCCAAGUGUAAUUUCUGACACAUGUCACCUGAUGCAAGCUGAAGAUGCCUCUCAUCUUCUGAUUUGCCAGUGUCCUGGCCUCAGGAAUGCAGCUACCCACCCUUGAGACAGAAGCUCCCUCACUGUGCAAGUGCUGUCAGAUAGUGUUUGGGAAUGUUGAAAAGAGACAGUACACGAGAGGCAGAAGUACAUUUAAUGAAUUUUGUUUAAAAGGAAUCUCACACGCACCCGUUUCCCUGCCAGCCCAAAGUAACUGGGACACCUCGAGAACUUAUUAUUGACUUAGCGCCCUAAGCUUCAGAUUUUUUUUUCCAAUGGCGUCACGUGCUCCCAAGGAGUGGAGAGAGUGGCUGAUCAGGACUGAAUAUGGAGUCUGUGUGCUGCAUAUUUAUACACUGCACAUUAUGCACAUAGACUCUAGCCUGGGAAUGGGUUUGUCACAUAACAGGAAUGCCACAAAGCUUUUAACGAGUCAGUAAAAUAUUGGAGAUGGUGUUCUGGGAGGAUCUCUCUUUUCUUAACUCCUUGAAACCCACAGCUUUUAAUCUAAAUAUUUCAUGGCUUGACCUACUUUCGAUGGGUAGUUUUCCGUAAGGCAGACACAAAAUGAUAAAUAAAUACAAAUUAAACUGUACUUUUCUCUCGUUCCCAUUUGAAGGUUUGGUUGGGACUUGAUGGAGUAAUUCAGUUCAUAGGCUACCUGACGUGUCUCAGUCCACAGCAGAAGGGGAAAGACUUCAGAGGAGUGGUUCUUGAUGUUUUCCUCUUUAGUUCUGAAUAAACAAAGGUAGUCUUGUGGUAGACUUGUUUUUCAGUCUGUCUUUUCUGUCUAUCCCUACUCCUCCCUGCCAGGUUUAAAACUGUAGUAAAGUAACCACCUGGCUGUAAACAUUGGGAAGCCCAUUCCUUCAGGUAGAUGUCAGCUGAGAAGGAGUGAGCACACAUUGUCAGACUUCCCUGUAUCUGCCAGUGGUUAUUGUGUUUGUUCCUUUAUAACAGUAAUGGUUCCCAAAAGUAACAGUUGAAAGCACAGUGCAUGCUAUUUGCUUCUGUUUCCUCUUAUGUACUGAGAAAGCUUGACUCUGUGUGCGUGUGUGUGUGCCUGUGCGCGUGUGUGCAUGUGUGUAUGUAUGUGUGCAUGUGUGCAUGUGUGUAUGUGUGUGGAUGAGUGUCUUUGCAUAUGAGUGUGUGUGAGUGUGUGAGUGUAUAUGAGUGUGUAAGUGUGUGUGUAUAUGUGCCUGUGUGCUUGUGUUUUGUAUGAGUGUGUGUGUGAGUGUGUGUAUGUGUGUAUGUGAGUGUAUAUGAGUGUGUAUAUGUGCCUGUGUGAGUGCGUGCAUGCCUAGGUGUGUCCUAUGUUUCUUUAUGGACUAAAAUUUAAUGGCAAGAUGCAAACUUGUAUCUUCUGCAUCAGGGUGAAUGUUCUCUGGGUCACAGGGAAAAGAGAGACACAGUGUGAAAGAGACUUCAUACAGGGUCCUGGUGGUCCUUCCAUGGAGGUGUGAUGUGUUAGAAGUGGGCCAGCAUUUCUGUCCUAAGAUCCCUGAAGUGUCCUCUGCAUGUAGAUGUGACAUCAUGAUAGAGGGAUGGAAUUGGAUUCUCUAAUUGGCAGUUGAAGGAAAAGGAAAAUGUUGAGAAAUGUGGUGAAAAAGUAUUUGAAGCACCUUCCAGAUUCUUUUUAAGGUGUCGUUUGUCAUCAUUGUUGUUGAAUAGAUGUCCCAAAUGUCCUCAGCGUCAUUUUCUUAGCCUACGACUUGUAAUGAGCGUAACUGAGGUCUUGUGAGAUGACUGACUUUCAGUGCUUGACUGUAGGUCAGGUGUACCUUAGUCGGCAAGAUACCUUCCCUUACUAAUCGAGACGGGCUUUAAAAAGAAACGUGUGUGCACACACGCCGGCACACACACGUAUGCAUUUUAAAAAUAUAUCUGUCUCUUAAGAGGAUGUCCGUAGGCUUCAUUUACAUGAAGCUUCUAUAUGGUCUUGGCUCUCAGUUUCCUACGUGCAGUGUAUUUAGCCUUGGGAUUUAUCUGCAGAAAAAAAAAAUUCAAUUCCCAGGCUGCUCUCCUCUCCCUUAUGUGUGUGAAUUUUGUUAGUGUUGUCCUGUGUGCAGCCUAAAGUUAGUAGAGUGGGGAAGGCAAACCACCGGGGAGAGGGAGGCAUCCCUUCUACAUUAGAGUCUCAAACAAAAUACUUACCACCUUGGCCCAGUCUUCCCCAUUUCUUAACAUCAUUGACUGCGAAUUGCACUGCUUGCCCUCUGGUGGAGGUAAAGCCCCCCACACCCUGUACCCGCUCCCUCAGGUGCUCCAGAUUUUACUAGUGACACCAAAUCCUCCCGGUGGUGGAAAGUGUUACACUGGGAAGGCUGAUGGAAACUGUGUAUCAACACCAUACUUGAUGAAAUCCAAACACAGUUUUCCUAAAUACCUCUCGCCCUCAACCUCAAUGAAAUACCGGACAAUGGCGUGAAGCCUAAUCUGAAGAAUGUAAGAAGAAAGCCAUUCUUUACUGUUGGACACCCACCUUAUCUUGAGCCUCCACCAUGUUCCUCUGCCUUUCGUAGCCUAUGUAAAUAAGAUUAAAUUACACCCAGCCUCGGAUCCACUUAGUCAGUGUAAAACACCACUUUUGCCACAGGGGAAGAAAAGAUGGAGGAGAUUCCACUGCCCCCCAACUCCUGGGCUGAUUAUCUGUCUGAUCAUCUCUCCAGUGGACCGAGGUUUCUGAUCACAGUAAAAAGAGUGAUCAGUCAGAUUCCUAGUGAAGGCGGCUUAUGGCGCCCAGGAGAGAUUUUUUUUUUCUGUUUGUUUUUUUUUUCUUUCUUUCUUUUUUUUUUUUUCUUUUUCCGGUCUGCUCUCUAGAAACCCGAGAGGAAGGGAUGCGUAAUGGGAUGCUGCACUUGUGCAUUUCGGCAAAGAUCUAAUCUUUUUGAAUUCAUUGCUUGUGAGUUAUUAUUUCUAAUCAUACGCUUGAUUGACUUCAGCUAAAUGACUGUCUUGACUGCAGAGGCAGGGGUGUUAAAUCCAAAACUAUAAGUGCGCAUUUUAACUGAAAAUGGGGAUCAUCAUGGAAUACCUUCUCAAUCAGUAGUGCCUGACACCCCCCCUCCCCAUGUAUUUUUAAAUAGAAACUCUCUCAUCCGCAUGUACGAACAGAGCAUCACAGAGCGUGAUUGAGUUCCCAGAGAGAAGAUUGAAACCCUGGAGGGGAUAUCAAAAUGAUAAAAACUGAGGCUCCCGUGGUGACACAAUGAGUGUAGUUAAUAUGCCAGUUUAGUCUGACAAGCCAGUCAGGUGCCCCUUAAAACUCCAAUUUAAGAUUACCUCGUCACUUCAAAGAUUCGAACAGAAAGGAUGGAGAAGUAAGAGGGCUGCGGUAAUAUUUUUUUUUUUAGAAGCGGGACAUGGCAAUCCUCUGCAUUUUUGCAUGAAAAUAUCAGCACCCGGUUUCUUCCAAGCAGAUACCUUCCCAGCAAAACAUGGUGGCUCUUACAUGGCUUGCAGUAAGAUAGAGGAAAAAAAAAUCCCAUGUCAGAAGAUCUGAACUGAGAUGUGAUUUCACAGCAUUUUUUUUUUUAAGGAAAGCGGUUAAGGCAUUUGAACAUUUAAAUAUAUUUAUUUUUUGGAUUUUUGCCUUCCUUGCCUUAGUAGCAUAUAAAUAUUCAAAGGUACCUUUUGGAUUUUUUGAGCGAGAUGAAUGUUUACACAGCCCUGAGCCUUACGAGGAAAUUUAUGUGACUGUGUCUGUGUUAGGGAUAAUAACCGUUGACUUGGAGAGGAGAACCUUACCUAGAGGCAGCUGCAGGUACUCAUAGAUUGAGCGUGUGUGCAUGUGUGUAUUGCUCUCAAAUGAGCAGAAUUUUAAGUGGACACAUGAUUAAUAUCUGGAAUUAAUACCUCCACUUGGGAGAAAUCCAGUGGCCAGUGUUUUCCCAUACACCUUUUUUUUUUUUUUUUAAAAUCAAUAUCUUUCCUGUUAAUUUUUUUAAAAUUGCUCAUUUUACUUCAGGUAAUAAUGUUGUAUAUACGAUCUGAGAUUUAAAAUACUGCUUGACUUUUUGUCAAAUCACUUGAAAUUUAAUCUCUGUCAACACUGCGCUAAAGUGUUAAGUAUUCAGGGCCCUGCAGUUUGAAAGCAAAAUUUUAAUUUUAUCUCACCAAGUGUCCUUUUUAAAGACCGGUUUAACUCUCCCUCAUGCUUGAGGGAGAGACUGGUGCGGCUGUGAAUGAACCUGGUUCCUUCAAGAAGCCUUUUCUGCACAGUUAGCGCAACUGCAUUCCUGAAGGGGACGUCCAUGUGAAGACGUGUGUAAGCUAUUCCGGGUGUGAUCGUUGAGCAUUAAUCUUUUUAUGAAGGUCACUGGACGGUAAGGAGGGACAGCUGCUAGGACAGCCCUGGGUUCUCCCAGGACCAAAAGGUUAGAUAAACUGUUUUUAGGAUUUAUUCAGGGCAGUGAUUUCCAUGUCAGUUUAAUUACCUUCACGUCUUACAAGACCGACAAUCAGGGUACCAAGACAUCUUAUGAAACCACAGGCUCUGAGAACUUUGAGUCUCUUUCUGAUUGGGUUUAUUUGAUAAUCCCUCGUUUCACGGUGACCUUAGCUGAAACGAAGAGACGUUAGGACGACAAGGCCCACGUUCAUGUUAGAAGAUUUAAUCCGGAGUCUAUCAUCCACCAAGAAAAAUGCCUUUCAUUCUCUGUCCAUUUAUUUGAAAUUAGUGAUCCAGGCAUCUCUUAUUGGGGUAUUACUUUGAUUUUUUUUAACUUAGCAAUGUAACUCUGGAAAUACGUUACGUAAAGGACCGCCUUCAAGGUGCACUGUGUUUAAAAAGUGAUCAAUCUGUGGAAAAUUGUUUUUAAUUGACUUCAUUCUGGACACGUGACCUAUUAGAAAGAAAUGGAUGGAGGACAGAAACUUAUACAGCCAGGGUUAAGCUGGGUCAUCUUAUCAUAGUUUUGAACAGAUUUCUAAGUACUUUCUAAGUACAGAAGACCCAGGACUUGCGACAUCUUGAAGACCAUGUUUAUUGUUAUCUGGUCAUUACAUUGGCCAUAUUACAGUUAAUAACUUGCAUGCCAUUCUUUAUCCCCAGAGGCAUGAAAAUAAAAAGAAACAUAUAUGAUAUAGAAAAGUAUUUUCAGCAAUUUUUCCAGGCCCAUUACUUUUAUAAAACACUUGAGAUUUUACUUUUAUUGGUGUAAGACAUUUGGAAAUGACUAACUAGUAAGUGGACCUAAUGACAUCAUUCAAGUUUAUAUUGCUUCGUUAAUAAAAUGAAAAAAAAAUUCACAGAGUUUCCCGAGGUUUUUUUCCAUCAUUUUUUAUUAUUAUUUUUUAUGAUUAUUAUUGUUUUAUGAUUAUUAUUGUUUUUAUCGCAAAAGGAAAUUGUUGAAGUCAUAUGCUUGAAGACGCUUAGGGAACUAUCUUUCAUUGUGUGUGAUGCUUUGUUACUGUUUGUAGAUGACUAAGCAAAUUUUGUGGUAUUUGCCAAAUUAGAUUCUUUGAGAAAUUUCUUUUUCUUUUUUUCUUUUUUGGAAACUGUUUUAUUUCUCAUUUUGCUACUGAGUUUUUGUGUCUGGAAGGUUAUUUCAUAAACUUCCUUUAACUCUUAUUCAUCUAAGAGGAUUGUGGGAUCUAACUGCAGAUUUCACAGUCUGGUAAACACAAAAUGUAUUCUCAUGGUGGCUGUGCUCUGCCCUUGGCAGUUCAUUAAGUAGACUUCCCUGUGCUAACACAGGAACCGACUGCAACAUCUCAGGCCAGACUUUCUGUGGAAGACUGCACCGCGCCUUGCCCACUUACGCCUGUACUGCUCUAGGGUUCUCCAGCAUCCGGCAUUCUCCAUAACCAAGCUGCAUGCUUUCCCUUGAAACUUUUGUGAACUAAUUCUAUAAGUGCUUGUUGGUUACUAGUUAGGCAUGGGGUCUAAUCAAAGGAGUUAUUUUGGAUGCACUUUUAUCAUCUAUCUAUCUAUCUAUCUAUCUAUCUAUCUAUCUAUCUAUCUAUCUUCUAUCAUCUAUCAUCUAUCAUCUAUCUAUCUAUCAUCUAUCUAUUUAUCUAUCUAUCUAUCAUCUAUCAACUAUCUAUCUAUCAUCUAUCUAUCUAUCUAUCUAUCUAUCUAUCUAUCAUCUACCUAUCAUCUGUCUAUAUAUCAUCUAGCUAGCUAGUUAGCUAUCAUCUAUCUGUCUGCCUGUCUGUCUGCCUAUCUAUCUUCUAUCAAUCAAUCAAUCAAUCAAUCUAUCAUCUAUCUAUCAACUGUCUAUUAUCUAUUUGUCUAUAUAUCAUCCAUCUAGCUAGCUAUCAUCUAUCUGUCUAUCUACCUACUUAUCUAUCUAUCUAUUAUCUAUCUGUCUAUCAUCUAUCAUUUUUUAUGCUAUUGAUGAUUGGAUGAUUGCCCAUUCUAAUAACAACUAGUCUUUUCUAGUAGUAAGACAGGUUGUAACAGUUUUGAGACAUCCGCCUAUAUGUAAGGACCAUAAGCAAAUAAGUAGACAUUUCCUGUUGAUUGCUAGUACUGGAGACAUAUAGGACAUAUGUUAGAAUUUCUGGAUGAGCCCCAAAGGGAGCAGAUUCAUCUGAAGGGGAUUAACCCCAUGCUUUAUUAAGUCACCAUUCAUGCCAGAAUCACGGCAGAGCUGGGACAGAAGCAUUUACUAGCUUGGUUUCUUGUAGGAAAAUCAGUAGAGAGAGUGGUUCGAGAUAGCUACUCUGUGCACAUUCAUUCACUCACCCCAACAAUAGUGCAUUUUGCUACUAACCGAUUCAAGGACUCGGGUUUGGGCUACAUUAGACCAGGUAAUUGGAUUCCCUCCCAACACUAGAAAUGUCUGCCGGAGCUCUGAUCUGCUCUCUCACGCUGUUUAUGGUUGAGACCAAUCGGAAGAUCGGUGUGCUUACGGUAGCUCAAAUAUGUAUCCCCACCCCCACCCCCAGAAAAGUCAACUCAUAUUCUGCGCUCUGUCAUAACCUAUAUCUAAGUAGGAGCUAGGAUUCAUAAAGGUUAAAAAAUAUAUACAAAAAAAAAAAGAGUAAGGAAGAGGAAAGCUUUAGACAUUUUUGUUAAUAAGACGACGGAAGGAAGUCUGAUGUUACCUAAAGCAGCGGCCCCUCACCUUCCUACUGCUGCAGCUGUCUAAUGCAGUUUCUCAUGUUGUGGCGUCCCCAACCAUAAAGCUGCUUCAUAACUGUGAGGUUUGCUACGGUCUCGCAUUGUAAUGUGAAAACCUGUGUUUCCUAAUGAGCUUAGGCGACCCCAGUGAAAGAGUCAUUUGACCCUGGGGGGGGGGUUGCUAUCUUCAUGUUGAGAACCACUGACCUAGAUGGUUAGAAUGAUCCCUGAAAGGACCAGUUCCCCUUUAUUAAAUCAAGGACCAAAAAUAAGUCAAGACUCAAGCAUAUUACCAUAUUUCCCUUUGCGUGGAAAUUUUUAUGAGCAUAGGUCUUUGUAGGUAACACAUUAUUUUCUAUUAAAAAAAAAAAGACACAGGGACAUACUGUUUGGUUCAUUGCGAAUAAGAUAUCCAGUGAUUUUCGUUUGUACUUACCUGUUGAAAUCAAGCUUUUCUAAGCAUCCAUUUCUCUGGGUUAUUUUACUUAUUGAUUGAUUUAUUGAUCGAUCGAUUGAUAGCUUUUCUCAUACUGUAGCGUUUUCAGUAGGCUUUUUAUGCCAUUCUCUCCCUCCUAGACUCCCUCCCCCACCCCCGCCUCUGGUCUCACACGCCUGGUGGGGUGAUGAAGCUGUGUUGCUAAGCAGAGUUCUUCCAGGCAGCUCAUGCUGGGCUUCCUAUCUGUCAUUGCUCCACUUUCAUGUUUCUGUGAGGAUGGAAGUGAUUUGAGACAAUAUCAUUGGGAAUAAGCUCAUAGUUAAGUGCCCAGGUCUCCCCGAUUCUCCAUUGAGCCAUCACGAGUGUCUCUGAACAGCGCCAGUGGUAUUCUUGGCACGCUAGGCUCAGCGGGAGUAACACUGAAAUAGCAAAGAUCGAAACCUCCAUCGCCAGAGAAUUCUCUGCUCGCUGUAUGACCUGUUUUUGUCUUCCAUUUUUGAACGUGUCCAAUGCCACGAUGGAGAUGCAAGGGAGAAGCCAGGAGAUGAGAAUGAAAUUAGCCGGUGACACGAUUGGAUCAAUUAAAAGAAAACCAAAAAACAAAAAAACAGAAUGAUCAUGGAAUCGCAUCCGAAACUAGGGACUCUAAGCAUGAAACAAAGAACCAGAAAAUAAUUCCAGUUUUCUGAUCACAGGACUAGAGAAAAACAUUUGAAAGUGAGACAUUUUCUGUGACAGUUCAACGACCGCAUGCGGACUCUGGGGGAGGAAAGGGGUGGUCCCAAGGAGUCUAUUUGCAGAAAGACGAGGCAUCGUAUGGAGUCUAGGUAGUGGACAAAAGAACGUGCCAUCCUUCUGGAUUUUUUUUUUCUUACAUGAAGUGUUGGGCUAUGUAGGUGAAUUAGCGGGAUCUUGCAAGUGAGAUGCUAUGCAUUUGUUAGUCCUUUCAAAAUGUCUGCCGGUCUGCGGACCUCAUAAAGAGAGGCGGGAGCUGUGUGAGCCUGGUUUGCCCAGCGCUUCUGUAAAUGCUCCUCUCAUGAUAUGCCUGAAAACCUUUGCCAUUACAAUAAAGCUAAUAAAAAUGGAAAACUCUGAAUUCUUUAUAGAUGCAUAAGGAAGUGUAAUUUCUCUGUGACCUGAAUAACUCUUUGAAUGGCUGCCCUGGCCCUUUGAAAGGAGGCUCCUCUACUCUAUUGCUGCGUGUGCCUUUGAACAUCUUGCUAUCAGACUAUUUUAAGAACGGAAAUAAUAGACGAGGAUUUAACUCAGGGUUGUACUUUGAAGGGCAGGUGGGAUUCCCCUCCACACCUUCCCGAGAUCCCCCCCCCCUCCCAUCCUGUCGAGCACUGCUAUCUAGCCCAGCGUCCUCAACGAGAGGCGAUCUUUGUGAUGGAUAAAAUUAAGCGAUAAUACAAUUUUUUUUCCCACUCACUCGGACGCCUCCACCUUUUGGUUCCAUCCCCUUGAGAAUUGUAAAUUGGAUUUGUUAUCUCGACCUUUCAAGAGGCACCAUUCAGUCAUCUCAUUUUAGUUGGCGGCAGACAAGGCCAAGGGUGGUUCACAGAGUGGCAGGGAAGGCUGAGGGCUUGUGUGUUUGGAGUGCCGUGGCCUUGGAGAGCAAGUACAUCAUGGUUGAAUUUGGGGAGAGAUAAUUCCAAGGGUGACCUCUCAGUGGAGUGGCUACUAUGCUAGGCACCGAAGCUGUACCUCAGCCCCCACUGCACCAGGCUCUGGGCUGGUUUGGCUUCUUGUGUCUCUGUGUGAAUUGGCAUUCUGGGGCGCUUGCUGCGUUUAAGCCCUCUUCUGCUUAGGAAUUAUUUUUCCCAUUUUGAUGUGGAUCCGCUGCUACUCCUCCUGCCCCUGAUGUUAAGAACCAGAGGAGGAAGAGGGAAGAAGGCCAAGUCCUGGGAAGGACAGGAAGGUGGCCAGAGCUGGUGUGACAGGAAACUAGUCUCAACUACCCCGUUUUACAGAUAAUUUUAAUAAUGGCGGAGUUUGGCUCUUGCCAGGGAGAAUGGAAAUGACCGAUAGUGACUGAUAGUAAAUUUCCAUCCCUUUUAUUUCUCUGGGUUUGGAUGCUGGUCUAAGUUCUAUGCUCAGGCUGUAGGAGAGCAACCGAGUACAUUUUUAUUAGAGACUUAGAGGACCCACACUUUUACAUUCCGUGAUUUUAGUUUCUCCGUUUAACUGCCGUUUGACUACUGAAGACUUUUUAAUUUAAGGUGUUGCAGCUGUAGGCAGGUAUGUAUGGGAUAGAAAAAUACACAUCUCACAGGGAGAAACCCGACUAGGCACACGAAGAGGGGAGCGGUGCGUUUGUGGUGUAAUUAGGAGUUAAAUUAAGAGCCUAGAACACCCCCUGUUCUCAGUAAAUUAUUCCGCUGACUGAGAAUUUAUGAAGUAGAAAUAGAUCGUUUUGAAUAAGCUGAGCACUGGGACCAACUGACUUGGGGGCAUCGUUAGCACCAUGGGGGAUAAAGGACUGUGGGCACAGCAUAAAGGACUGUGCUGCUGCUCCCUGGAGGUGAGCCCAGCUGUGGAAUUGUGCCAGUGUCCUGUGUAGUGGGGCGUGCAACAUUGCCAUGGGUCAUACAGUCCUGCAUGCACAUUUCCUGCUGUAAGGUGUCUCUGCCCUGGGAAGUUGGCACCCAUCUCAUCAUGGCCUCCCCGCACAGUGCCGUUAAGGGAACAAAAAGAACCCUUUGCAAAGAGCAUAUUCAGCUGGAGUAGCCCCUCAGAAGUGUCCUGCCUGCCUGCAACAUAAGUUUGAAAGCAUGCUUGCAUGAUCCAGGGGUGGGGAAGCCUGGUGUUUGAACCGUCUAUCCCUACGGGAGAUAAGACUUAGCACUUUAAGCUGUGUAUGAAGGAAGCUAUUCUCAGGACCAGAAUCAGGCCUUUGUGUCUUGAUCAAGUUCUGUUUUUAAAAAUAAAGUUGCCUAAGAUGACGUGACACGAAUCACCAAAUGGCUUUAGAAAGUGUAGAGCCAUUCGGGGACUGAGAAACAGAAAUUCUCGGUGGCAACCAAGGCACCUAAGGAGCUAAAUCCGCCAUUGAAUUUUUGAAAACCGUUGCUUCAGGGAACGUUACAUGAUUAUUUAAGCACUGCUCAUGCUUCACGCACGGCAUAGAAGACAUGAUGUAACGUUGCCAGCCCGGCUCAGAGCACAAGUUGGGCUGUAUUGGUCUCGACGUUGCUCAACGUCGCCUUCCUCUUUUUGAGUGAUGAAUUUAAAAGGAAAAAAAAAUUUCUGAGCAGAUGGAGAGUAAAUUGCUUGGACUACAGGCGCUGGCAGCUUAUAUGCAUUUUGUUGUGAAGGUUGUAGCUUUGGGAGGGAGGAGGGGAGGAGAGGAGGUUGCUGAACCAUACAUGUUAGGAGUGUGGCUGGUCCAGGUCCUUUGAUAGACACCGGCCACAUUUAGUAGCCAAGGUGAGGUCCUUUUGACGUUGAGGAUACAUGUGUUUAUUUUAAUGAAAUGUCACCCCCCACACCCUACCUGAUACCUCUUUCACAUCACCUCAGAAUAAACUUUUUGAGAGGUGGAGAAAGAAGUAGCAGAGGCCCAGGUGGGUGGAAGAGGGGACGAGGAGUUUUCCAUGGAAAAAUUCAAGUGUGGCUACCGGAUACAAGUGUGGCUACGACAGAUUUAAUAUCAUGAUGAUUUAAAAUAUAGCACCAAAUUGUUUUCGAUGUCUGUAAGAUAGGUUAGUAAAACUGGAACAUUUGGGGGAAAAAAACCAUUAGUUUUAAAAGCCCGUACGUUGAAUGGCCAGCGUUGUCAUAAAUGAUGUUUAUAAGGGAAUGGUUAGCUGCGCUUAGGCUCAACUGCAGAUGUUUGGGGAAGGAGAAGGGAGCACAGGGCUCGCUGCGGAAGGGAGAGGGGCAGCCCCUGCCCUGCUGUAAGUGUGUGUGAUGGGCUUCCUGCUGGACAGGGAAGACAGAGUGAGGACUGCUCUCAUCUUUUUAACUCAGUGGGUUGAAAUAUUGUUAGUAUUCACAGUAGUGUGUUUCAGAAGGAUUUUCUUUUGUGUGUUAGGAUAUAAAUUGUAUUCUGGCUUUUAUGGAAUUGGGAAAUUUAGAACAUUGCUCAUGAGAAGUUCGGACUAAUGUUUAUCAUUAUAUUACCCCCCCCCUUUUUUUUUUAAAUGAACCAUUGGAUAAAAAAAAAGCCUCAACAUAGAGUAAUGUGCUUAUGAAAGAAGAGGUUUAAAAUUAAAUAAGAGACUGACAAUGGAGAGGAAAGCACGGUUAUUUACAACUUUGGCAGAUUUUGGGGGAAAAUUUCCUGUUCAUAAUGUAUAUAUUUAAAGGGCAGUGAUACACGCUUGCUGAAGGAGGGGCAGGUGAUGUUAACUGCUGUUCAUAGUGUACUUGACAGCUGCGGCACUCUUUGGUGGCUUCAUGAGACAACAAUUAUCAUCUUGACUUUAUGGAAGAGGAAAUUGACACUUGGAGAUGUUAUGCAACUUGUCAAGGGUAUUAGCUAAGGAUUAGUUCAGGUGGGAAUUCAGGUGUCACGUUGGUAGCCUUGUGAGAGCAUGUGCGUGCACUUGUAUGCAUAUGAAUGUGUGCAUGUGGGUGUUCAUGCGUGCAUGCGUGAGUGCGUGUGUGUGUGUGUGUGUGUGCGCGCGCUCGCGUGUGUGUGUGUGUGAAUAGCAGGAGCUAGAACUUUGCAGCAAUCAAAAGAAGAGCAGGUAGAUACAUGGGUGGAUGACAGGGAAAGAGAAAGGAGGGACUUGUUUCUGAAUUAAAUGGAUCCACUGGUUGUCUACUGGGAAGAGGAGAAGAGCUGUUCUAAGGGGGAAGGCCAAUGUUACCCCAUUCUUUACUUUGCUUUAGAAGCUCAGGUGCAAGCCGCUCCCAAGUCAGAGAAAAUCAAUUCUGGUGUUCCUCCUGUUAAGGCAGAGCACCCCCGAGUUUGAGAAGGAACUUCUUAAAAUUUGAAUGAAAAUGUGUUAUUUUAGAGAUCUGCAGCUGCUGUUGGUCCAAGCACAUGGAAUCGCUUGGCUCACGGCUUAUGGUAUAUGGGCAAUGGCGGGGCUGGGGCAGGUCGACAUACUGCAUUGAUUUACAGCCCGUGGCCUGUGUUGAGCCCAAGCCACGAGUGCCGUCUCCUGCUCUCAUCUGUUUCUGAGCACCUUCUCACCUUGAAGUGACCUGAGUAAUACCGUAUAGGAAGCAGGAAUUUUAUUAAAAUGGGGAGAGCUAUUCCAUCCUUUAGAAAAUCGUCUUAUUCAGUGCCAAGAGCAAUAGAAACGCUUCCCUCCCCCCCUGCUUCCUCUCAGUGCCCCAUACUGACUUUACAAGGAGGGAAGAAAGCCCGUUAUUGAGGACAAUAUUGAAGGGAAGAGAGGUCAGGGCAGGCAGGGAAAGGGAGACUCUUGUCAGAACAAUACAUUCUCUGUGUUAUUUAAAAUAGUAUGUGACUUUAAUUCUCGGUUAAAGCCCAGAGCUGAGCCUGCUGAAAUAUGUAUAGAACAGCAGAUCUACUUUUGUACCCGAGAAAGGAUGAAGGUGUUGGCAGCGAGCCACACUGAAGCCUUGGGGUGAGAGUUUGAAGGUGGAAUUUGCAGGGUUGGGGGUGUGUGUGUGGAGGGCAGGGGUCACAGAGGCAACAGGAUGUUCCAUUUGCAGCUGGUAGGUCAGCUUUAAGCCACCAGUUAGCUUGAGUUUACCGUUGCCGUAGACUUCUCCCAGUUAUCACGACUGUCAUCUGCCAACAGUGCAAUUUUCUGCUGUAUUAAUGUGGUUAGAUGAAAGAGCGUUUAAGAAAAUUAUCAAAUAAAGGUUUACAGCGAUUUACCUCAUUCUUCUCACCGGUAUCCUUGUCUCCAAACAUGCUGAGUUAUGGUCUCAGGCCUUACGUAUGUUCAGGAGAAACUGAUCCACUGUGUCUUAACAUGUGCUUUCCUUCCUAAUGCUCCAAAGAGGCUUUGGGGAAAGGGAGGAUAUAAAUACAGAAACCACCUUCUAGCAGCUGCCUCUAGUUAGCUCUGAGCGCCCCCACCCCCACCCCACCCCACAAUCCCCAUCUUUGAAACCUUCCUUACAGGGGCGCCUAAUCUGUCCCACAUGCUCUCCUCCCGGUGCAGCCACAGUCCCUUCCCUUGUUGCCCUGUAUGAUUGAGAGCAAACAGGAGAGAUUAACUAGCUUGACUCUGGUUGAGGUCACUGUCUUUAGGGUGCUGGUUUGCAAGAGUUGGUGAGCAGGAAGAACACAGAUGUCAGUCACAUGUAGCCUGAAAGAGAUUAAUAACAACACCUGAGAUGCCGUUAGAACUUUCAAGGUAUCCCCCAAUUAAGUGCUCUGUGAAAAUGGCCCAGCGAGGAGACUGUCAGCCACUGAUGGAAGGCCAUGCUUUGAUGAGUGAAUGGCUUUACCUCAGGGAUCAUAUCCCACAGUCUAGGGAGUCAGGACUUCAAACGCCACCCAGCUCUUUUCACUUACAUCCGACCCUUGUUUUGACAGUCCUGGGUGUGGCAAGUGUGACGAUGCCCAUCUGUGUCCUGCCAUGUCCCCAGCAGAUGUGUACUGCCACCUUCUAGUUUAAAGUUCCAAAUGUUUUCUCGCAGGUGCCAUUCGUGCUAUUGAGUCAGAUCUCCAUUCAUUCAUUUCGAUACAGUGAAGCCAAAGUUGACUAUAGAGCAGACAAGAGACUGAAGUGUAUCAUUUUCUUUGCAGAAACUAUUUCUCGGAAGCCGUUUGUUACUGUUGCCGAGAAGACAUGAAAUCCAUAGACAUCUUAAUCUUGUGACUUUUAAAAUAUGAUACUGGCUCAGUUUAAACAAACAAACAAAAAAAUCAAGACUAGGAUUAGUGAGACGGAGCAGCUCUUUUAGGCGUGUGGCCCUCAAUCUAUCAGCCAAGGGCUAUCGAGUGUUUGGAUUCCUAUGCAUAUAUGUGCAGUACCAUUGGUCCAUAACCUCUAAGGUUUGAGAAAUGACUGCCCUUCACCUUGAAAAAGGAAUAGCUGAAUUAGUCCUUACAGAAUCGCCUUGCUCUGAUGAUUCUGCCUCCGAACUGAUAGUCUUUGUAAAGUGAGGACUCAGCCUAUCACAGCCUGCUUUAAAAGGUCACUGUCUCUUGCAGAGUAGAUUAGCUUGCUCCGUUCCACGGGCAGGAACCACUCUGCAGCUCCGUAAAACUCGACCCGGGAAGUAAAUUUCUGCUGUCGCUUUGGCUUGCUCCUGGAAAAGGAAUUUCAAGCCCACCAGUUUUCACUUCCUAACAGAAGUCACGGUUCCUCAUAGGUAGGGAGACAAGAUGGAUGGGAACCGUGUGUCUAGCUUGCUUCUGCUUCCAGCAGGUCUUCGCUGCUAAUGCAUGCAGUUUACCAAAUAGGAGAGACAUGCGUGGAAACAUGUCAAUGAAGCUGGUGAUUAAAUACAUAGGUAUCGGGGCUACUUGUCAGCAGGGGAGCCACAAUGCCAAUGGGAAGGAAGUACUGUUUGAUGGAGCGAAUGAACACCCGCUUCCUUUGGGGCUGUGUGUCUUUUGGAAGGAGGGGUCUACUUUCCUAAAGUAUGAUCUUCCUGUAGGAUUCUUCCUGUAUCAGAGUAGUUUAUCAUGUUACCUAGAAGGACCUUAAAGUUUGUAGGAAACCAAGAAAUAAAAGUUUUCAGGAUACGUUCUUGAAGAGCUAUGAUUAAUUCUGUGUAUGUCGCCUGCUUUAAGCAAAGAUAAACUGUAACUGUCCUUCCAGGAACGAAUUCUUCUGGCGGGCUCUAGGAAGAGGAAAUUCUGGUUAAAUCUGUUUAAUCCUCAAAACAACGAAGCAGUUAUAAAUGCUUUCACUGCAAAUGGUUCUGAAAUGCCAUCGUCCUUACAAGACCAGGUCUGGUAGAGUAUGGUGAGUUUUCUCAAUGAGCCAGGACCCUCAUUAAGAAUACCAGCUACACAGCUCUUUGGCAAACCUGGGAAGCACUCAGGAGCCUUUGAGUCUGUAGGUUUAACUGACUUCUUUUUUAUGAUUUUCCCCCAGAUGGCUGGUCUUCCUGCCUCCUGCCAACAUUGAGUUUUGCUUCUUUCCCCCCCAGAAGUCCAGAGCCUCUGGGCAUGGUGAUCUUCUAAUUAGUUUUUUCUCUCUGCUUCCUUGUGACCACUUCUGUUCUCCUCUGCCAAGUUUCGACCCCUGGGAGCCUGUUCCAGAUUGCCAGAGCAGCCCUUCCCUCUCUUCUGGAUCACCUAGAACCAGCUGGGGAUUGCCGAUAGGGUCUAGAUUAAUAACCUAACGAUUACGAAAUAAUACUCUUACUGGACCAGCAGUGUCUGAUGAGGAUAGGACAGCUGAUCACACUGCUAUACAUUUGAGAAAAGUGCCUGUACUUAACGAGCUGCUGUUCUCUUUUACCUAAAUAUUGUGUGCUAUUUUGUUCCUGUUUAUUUGAGCCUCCUUAGUGUUGACCAGGGGGAAGGGAAGAUGACCAAUCCCAUUGCAUCUUUUCAAGGCAGAUAACAUACUGUCAUUUCCAUUUUUUGAUCUAUGAUCCAGUGAGUAUUUUUUUUCUGACAUGAUGUUUUUUGCUGGGAAUAUAUAUCCACAGACAUUGACAGACCUGCUUUGAGUCAAUAAUAACAAUAUUCAGAAUUAGGAAGACGUCAUAAGGAGCAGCAGCUAGGAUGAUAAAGGGAAGUGACUGUCUUUUUCUCCAUCUUGAACUUUCAUGUUAGAGUGAGAUGGUGAAAGGACACUUACUGAGCGUGCUUUUGCUCUGUGUCCCAUGAGGGAUGUGCACAUAUCCGGAGCAUCAUAAAUCCCUAUUCUUUCUCUGCCUCCGAUGUGAACUCACGUCUCUUUAUCAAGAUUAAUGAGGGGGUUAAAUUCGGAGUAAUGCUCGUUAUUGGUGUUCAGUAACUUCAGGAAAAUUUAAAUACAUGCAUUAGGGCUAGACAGGGAAAAUAAUUGAUCCCUGGAAAGCUUCAACUUGCUCUCUGCAGAAGCACGGGGUUUGAGACGACGUCUAGUGUUUAAUGACCAUGUUGUCACCCGGGUCCCUAUCUCAGCCAGUCAUCCUUGUGCAGUCAAGCUCACAGGGACGCCAAGUUAGACCCCCAAAUUAUCUCAUUAUUCUUACUUAUAUAAAUGUCAAUGCAGAACAUAAAGAGAAAGCACAGGUUGCUGUACGGCACCUAGAACAGGGUCUGGUUAGUUUAAAUGCCCCUCCAUUAAGGCACGAGUCUCCCAUAGUGUUUCAAGUGCGCUUCGGAUCGUUUUGCUUUCAGGGGUUGGGUGGGGGGAUUAUUUGAUUCUGAAACAAAGUCUUGCUAUGUGACCCAGGCUAUCCUGGAACACAUGAUCCACCUGCCUUAGCCUCCCAAGCAUUGGUAUUAUAUCAAUAAUAUACUGGGUUUACUUAAGAACAAAAAGAAGGUCAUUGUCUUAUCUCCUACUCGACUAAUUCUCUUGCAUAUUCCUUUGCUACUUCCCAACCUUGUUUGCUCUUGUACAGUUGGUUUGUUUGCCCUGCUUUUUUAUUUCUGCAUUUAUUUCUACCGUCUUGAAAUAACUGUGCAUCGCAAAGCAGUUCUUGGUGGAGACCGAGAAUGCCUUACUUCGCCCUUCCUGGUGCUGUGGUUUGAGGUUAACACACGUUCUCCAGUCAUCCCUACAGCACAAGCAAGAGCUGAGGUGAAGGGGGAAUUCAUGAAGCGGUAUCUGCUCUCUAAUCAGACCAAACCAUUGUGCAGAGCCAAGGAUUCCUUUUCUUCUCCCUGGGAAUGGAGUACAAAGCCACCGUUUAAAAUAUUAAUAAUGUACUUAUAUGAGUGUCGUUACUUCGAGACAAUCUAGACGUCUUUAGAAGUUAGUUUGGAAUUCAGUCUGCAUCUGUCCGGGAGUAAGGAGUUUUCUAAGUUUGUCACAUACUAACUCUAAAGGCUAGCUUUAACACUCUGCAUUUUCUAGUUUGGAGACAUUGUAGCUUGGGCUCACUCAACUUUCAUUAGUUUAUACAAAAGGAAUCUAAUCUUUUCUGUUUGCUUGUUUUAACAGUUUUUGAGAAUAUCACAAAAUUACAUCAUUUCCCCCUUCUCAUUCAUCCCUUCACCGUGUCCCUUGUACUCCCUUGCUCUAUUUCAAAUUCAUGGCUAUUGUUAGGUAUACAUGCAUAUAUAUAUAUAUAUAUAUAUAUAUAUAUAUAUAUAUACAUAUAUGUGUGUGUGUGUGUGUGUGUGUGUGUGUGUGUGUGUAUAAAUAUAGCCUAUCCAGUCUGUUUAAUGGUAUAAUGUCACUUGUGUGUUUUCAGGGCUAGCCAUCUAGUAUCGGACAACCAGUUGGUCUGCUCUUCCUUGGGAGGACUAUUUCUUCUACUCAGCAUUCCUCAAUGGCCUGUAGUUCUUAGUGUAGGGUUGAGGUCUCUUGGGAUUUUCCCAUCACCCUAAUCAUGUCUAUUGGAGUCAUCCUAAAGUUGGACUUGUUUAAGCAGCCAUGUUGUUGAGACUUCAUGGGUGUGGCUUCUCUGGCAUUUCUUAGAGACACAAUCUCAUAGCAAACUCCCUGAUUCUUUGGCUCUUGCAAUCUUUCUGCCCCUCUUCCUCAAUGUUUUCUAAACCUUAGGCGUGUGUUAUAGACAUAUUCAUUCCACAGCUUUACACUUUUGUGGUUGCAAAGAGAAGCUCCCUUGAUAAGGAGCAAGAUGUACACUUACCUGCAAGUCUAAGGAUAAAUAUUUAGAAUUGCUUUUUGUACUUGGAGUCUUUCCUUGUCCUGAUCAGCAUACUUCUCCUUCUCUGGGCUCUCUAAAGCUCUUCAGAGGGUAGAGAUCAGUUUUUAAGAUGAAGACCAGGUGCAAAUGUACUGUGUAUUUGAGAAUUAAAAGAGAAAACAUUUUUAAUAUCCUCGCCAAUUACCUUCAACUUAUUGUUGUCAUUUUUGACCACAGCAAUAUACGGGUUGUAAUCUUCAGUGAAUAGUCAGUGGCCAGCAGUUCCUCUUCUGAGGCUGUAACUGUCAUUUUGAAGCCCAUUGAUCAUCCUCCAAGUGUAAUUUAUAUUCACUUCUCCUAAAUGUACGCCAUUAAAGCUGCCUAACUCCAGCUUCUGUGCCACUGCUCUGUCCAUUCGCCUGGCCCUGUGAGUUCUUACUGUAAUUCAUCUUUGGUCAACUUGGCAUUCACUUUAGUUUUGUCACCUCCAAGCCUUGGCUUACAGUCACUUCCUCUGGGAAGGAGCCCGUGAUUAACCCUGACUGGCACUGAUCAUUCAUGUUUGACAUCAGUGUGGCAUCCGAGAAACCUCAGCCUCUAUGAUCUUCUGGGUUGACAGAUCACUCUUGAGUCUCACUUAUUCAUUUUCCAUGGACUUGGGAGACGUCACACAAAUGAGGAGAGUCCUUCAAAGAGCCCGAAACCAUGGGAUGUAGCUGCCACAUUCAGUUUUGUCCACAUGCCUUCCUAGAAGUAACCUCUUUUUGAGUGUGUACCAGGUACCUGCUAGAAGCCACCUCCUCCUGACAGUAUAUCAGGUAUCUCUCCUAGGCGUGCUUCUAGAGGAGCGCGAUGGCAGUGUUGCAAUGGUAAGAUUUUACUAGACACACACUUUAGCAAUCGUUCUUUUAUUUCCCCCUCUUAUUAAAUCUUUGAGGUUUUGUCACUUGCUUCAUGAAGAUUUUCUUUCCAUACAUAUUUACUAAAUCUUUGUAGACCUCAGUGAGUCAUUGCUACCUGUUACCAAAGGGUUCGUAUAGGUCUCUAGUAGGUUUCAGUCUAUUUCACUUUACUUUUAAGAUUGCUGUUUAGAAGGUCCAAAAAUCAACAGGGUACAAAAAGAAACAUAUCAGGAAGCCUUCCUUUCCAACUUGCCUCUCUAACCCUGUCUGCACCGUCCCCCAAAGGAAACUAUUUCUUCCUGUUUGUUGGGUAUUCUAUACUUGUGCAAGCGCAGCAAGCAUGUACACAGAAUAUUAUGUUCCUUACCAAGAGAUUAUCACACUCAGGGCAUGUCAAGUUCUGUGUGUGUGUGUGUGUGUGUGUGUGUGUGUGUGUGUGUGUGUGUGUUGCUUUUCAAAAUUGGAGACUUAUCCCUAUCAGCAUUGAGAGAGCACUGUCUUUAUUCAUCACAACUUCAUGCGAUCCUACUGUCUGGGGAGCUUGUAGUUUGUUUCGGUGGUCCUCGUUGGUGAACUCUUAUAGCAUUUUGCUAUGUAAGGAUGCCGGAGAGAAUGACCUUGUGCACACAUCAUUUCAAUGUGAUUUCUUCCGGUCUUUACUGUCCCCUACCUUUCCCAUGUAUUCCUCUUGGGCCAUAGGGAGACUAUGCAUGUUUCUAUAUCCUUAUUAUAUCCACAGUGACCUUCCAACUAGAGGAACAAUGCCUUGAAAUGUAGGAUGCCCUGGGUCUGGUCUAUCUGUGUUUCCUAUGAGUCUCAAUCCUGCAUUCCUCCCUGGACAACUAAAGUGACUUAGCUCAAAGAGACCAAAUAUAAUUUAGAGGAAAUAUCCCACUGUCAGAGAUAAACAGUUAAACUGUGUGGAGUUCUACUAGUGAAAUAUUUUUUUAAAGUACUUAUGCUAUUGGUUAUUUUAAAGAAAAUGAAUGAAACUAUUAUAUUUAUAUUUAAAAGUAGAAAAGUAGUUGAGCAUCCAGUUUAUGUCCUAGCUACUGUUUGGGUUCCAUGACUCUUCUGAACUCUGGGCUGAAAGGAGCAGCUAUACGUUGGUCAGUGUGUAUUUGUGGGUGUGCUCGAACAGACCGUCACAACACACAGCAUUCCAAAGGAAACCUUGUAAAUAGUUUUACUACGAAUAUUCAUGGUAAUGAAAGCAUUCAGAGUGACGGGUUUAAUAAGAGAGCUUUGCAGAGGCACACCAAGCAUUUGUUUGCCUUCUUCCCACGUUUAUCCUGCCAGUCCCCAUAAACAAUAUGGCUCCUCUUUCAUUCCCUAUGAAGACUGUAACAUUUUCAACUGAAUAAUUCUAUUUUAAGGCCUUUGUUUUCUUUUGUAGUUUCCUUCUCAUCUCAUUUUAUACAGUGCGUGACCCACUUUGCACCCUGAACCUCCCUCUCUCCCUCCCUCCCUUCUCUGAGACAGGGUCUCGUGUAGUGUGGACUGGCCUUAAAGUUCCUAUGUAUGUGUAUGCAAAUGACCUUGGACACCUAGUCUUCCCGUCUCCAUCUCUCAGAGGUUGGGAUCUGCGCAUGUGCCAUUGCACCUGGCAACCUUGUCUUUCCGGUAAUUAAGCAGAACUAGUGUUUUCAUAGGACUUAAUUUAUUCCAUUCAUAGGUAAAUUCGAUUUAUCCCUUACCCACUGUUUCCUGUGUUUACUUUCCACCGCACACAUAAAUUAUUAUGGAUAAGAUGGCCAAAAGAGUGCCAGAUCCAGUGUACGCUUCAGUAAGGGAAAUAUUCGGCUCAUCUGAUUCCUCAUUUGUCAAAUGAAGGCGAUAGGACCUGGAUAAUAUUGAGAGGUGUUAUAAGUAUGAGGAUAAAGUGUCUAUCAUGGUUGUUAGUUAUGGUAAAUGCCCAAUAGACAGAAGUUCUGAAUAUCCUUUCUGACAUAUAAUGCUUGGUGAGUUUCUUUUGCCUGCUUAGAGGUUAUUGGAAAUAGUUAGAUUAUUCAAACGCUGUCUGACGAUCACCUCACACACAUUAGAGAAGUGACCGUAGAUGGGGCGAGCCGUUCCCUGUGCUUACGUGCGAGGAGUAUUUGGCGUCUGCUCACGACCUCUCUAUUUUCCUGGCAGUCCAUUGGAAUGCUGGAGAGGAUACACUUCUAUCAUCGCAUUAUCAGCCGCUGAAGAAUUUUCAGUUUUCUGCUCACUCAGUGCUUGUAAAAAUUGAAUAUAUAUCGCUUCCCCUUUAUCAUGUUCAAAAUCUCUGGUUCACAGUCUGUUGAAAUUCAUCUUGUUAUAUUCAAAAUGCGUCUCCGGGAAGCGGCGACGGGACCCAGCCUCGAGUCCACUUACUGCUCCAUGGUUUUGCCGCAGCUUCUUUUCUACAUUUACUUGGAGAUAUUUUUGUUUUAAUCUCCUAUUCCUCUUCUCUAGCCAAGUUUUGUGUGUGUGUGUGUGUGUGUGUGUGUGUGUGUGUGUGUGUGAAAAGUAAUAUUUUAUCCAAGCUAUAUUCUGUGUGAUACAAUAUGGCUGUGUUUCAAGAUGUUCCCUCAGCUUUUUCAUCCAGCUACUAAUUCGAUGCUGUGAAAAAAGAAAAAAGGAAAAAAAUCAAAAAACCGAAAAACCUAGCUGAUGUUUGCGGUGAUGGGUCAGGGCCAAUAGAAGGAAAUAAUUUUGAGGAAGAUGAAUCCAUUUCCAAGUAAUGUUGGCUGAGUCAAAGUUUACAUUGGAAUUUGUUAAAUUGUCUGAUAGAAACCAAAGUUGACUGGGAGAGGGCUGUGUGUGCUAUCUUUGCCUGCUCACGUGUACCUCAUGGUACGUGCAUGCAGAGGACACGGUUUUACUUUGAUAGUUACUUUUAGUUAGUCCUUUAGAAGGAUUAAAUUGUAAUUUUCAUGGUCCCGACUGAAUUUUUUUUUCCUGGUGGGUCUUUUAAACAAUACUCCUAAAACCAACUUAAAAAUAACAUGCUAUUUCCUAAAAUAUUUUCUAUGUGUGCUUGGCAGGCAGUCCAACUCCUAUGUCUCCUUCAAUCAUUGUUCCAGAUCUGAAGGAAGUGAGCAUUAUUAACCCCAGUGCACAGGUAAAGAAAUCAACUCAGGGAAGUUAAGUGGCUUGCUCAUGGCCACACCGCUAUUGGGUUGCCAAAGUUGAUGUUGAGUCUUGAUUUAUACACCAUUCAGUGUUUUAUUGAGUUUCUGAUUUAUGUGGAGGAACCCGUGUGAUUCUUUUUUUUUUUUAUUUACCUUACCACUAUUACUUUAAAAAAUUUUUUUUCCCUCUAAGAGUCUAAUGUCUCAGUAGUGACAAAAAGAGUUGUUAGUAGUUUCUCCCAGUCUGCUUUGGACAAGAAUGGGUGGGAGACUCUCGUAAGGAUAUACCAACUUCACACAUCUCCUGUUGCUGGGAGAUCGCGAUUUUAAUUUAAUGAGGUAAGUCACUUAGCCAAAGACAGAUUUGGGCUCCUUUUCAAAUUAUUGUGAUUAAUAUUGGUAAAUUGUGAUAAUUGCUUCUGAUAAAUUACUAGAAAAAUGGAAGAGAUUUGUUGUUACCUCCUACAAGGAAGAUGAGUGCUCGUGGGGUCCUUGCCACCUGAACGGCAUUACUCAAGAGAGGGACCCAAGUUCCUAUGCUUGGAAAAUGCAGCACCAAUGUACUAGGACUCUGAGUCUCGUGCUUAGCAAGGUAGCUCUGCCCCAGAAGAUGGAUUCUAGAGAGGGCACCAUGAUCGCAGGGCCUCCAGUGGGAGAUUGCCGUGGAGUUUCACUCUUUAUUUAUUUAAUGUAUAUGAGAACAUGGUCACUGUCUUCAGACACACCGGAAGAGGGCAUCAGAUACCAUUACGGACAGUUGCGAGCCACAAUGUGGUUGCUGGGAUUUGAACUCAGGACCUCUGGAAGAGCAGCCAGUGCUCUUAACCACUGAGCAAUCUCUCCAGCCCAGACUUUUCACUUAAGACACUGAACUUACAGGGAUCUGAGGGAGCAACUCACGUGUCACCCUUGGUGCAGUUCUGCUUACGAAAUGGUUAAGAUGAUGCGUUUAAGGUUUUAACACAAUAAAAAUCUUUAGUCUUCCAACUGAGUGGUUUCGAAUAAAAAACUUAGCGUCGCUACUUUUCGCCUUGACUUUUGUUUUUCCAAUCUCAUUUUGACAAGGAAGAAGGGAACAUUGUUUCCCCAGACAGCUUAAGGAAAAUAAACAUGUGGGGCGUUUGGGUUAUGGCCUUAGAAUGCCUUUCUGUGGCUGCCCUAUGUGGAUAUGUAUGUAUUUUUACUCUUCUUAGGAUUGGGUUGCCACUUUUUAUUUUGUGCCAGACAUAUCAUACACUAUUUUUGAGAAAUUAGUGUAGUGAGAGGCUGGAGAGAUGGCUCAGCACUGAAGGUUCUUUCCAGAGGACCAGGGUUCAAUUCCCACCACCCAUGUGGCAGCUCACGACUGUAACUCCCAGAUCUGACACCCUCACACAGGGAAGAAAAACACCAGUGCACAUAAAAUAAAAAUAACUUUAAAAAGCAGAAUGAGGACAUUGAGGUUGGACAGCUUAGCUAGCAGGAGUGAAGGGUUGGAGCUGAAUACUCUGAUUCUGAGAUUCUUGCUCGAGCCUUGGGGUGAGGCACCGGUGGGGUGUGGUCGUGACUUCUGCUUUGAGGGAAGGCUACCCAGAUAGGUGCCCUUCACAAAACAAGAUGUAUGAUUUCUGAGGAAUUAUAAAGUUGAGUUCCUAGUGAAUUAAUUUCAUCUUUCCAUCCCCGGCUUCCCCUUAAUGAAUUAUGGCUUUUUUUUUUCCUGUGAAGAGUAUUUAUUAAACAGUGAAUUUUAGCUGGUACAUGAUGAUACAGAACAGCUGAGUUCGUGUUAAUAGCAUAUUUAAGCUCUAUAUGAUCGGAUAGCAUGAUUUUAAUUCUUGGGGUUUGGGACAGGGUUGUAUCAAACAUAUCUGUUUCAUAAUGAGCCCCCAGUUGUAAGCCGAGUUCUGCCUUUAUUAAAUUGUACAGAGAAAUCCCUUUGUAAAGUCAGACUGACUCCUUCCUCCUUGUAGGAAGACAGAUUAAUAAUAUUUCACUAUUAAUUAGGUCCCAUCUGCUCAUCCUGCUUUCUAUUCUAAAGGUUACACUUAUUACCAUAUUCACAAACCAACCCAACUGUGUAAUCGAAGUUUUUUUUUAAAAAAAAAAGAAUAUUUUUUAAGGUUUAAUCUUGGUUUUUGUAGUCUUCUGGCUGCUCCAGAGGACAGGCCACUGACUCGCUUUCCUUCUUUUCCUUUAUUUUCUUUGAUUCCCUGUUGUUUCUUCUUGUCAUCCAGCCAGAUGCCACAAAUUACCCAAAAUCAAACUAUCUGAUAUGAGAUACAGUAAUGAAAGACGUGGCACACCCACUUAGCCGUCGGUUUGGCCCAGGGCUCCCGUCAGGAUCCAGGUCACAGAAAGGAACCUUGGAGCCAUGUAAGGCUCCAGUCCUUAGCAUCUGAGGGUAGUGAACAUUUUUACUCCCCCCACCCUCACUUCUUUCUUCUUUUAAUUUCAAGUGGAGCAGCACCUCGGUGUCCACAUCUCAGUGAGAGAGGACCCUGCUCGACCAAGCCUUAGGACACGUCUUCGGAAUGUGCUGCAGGAGGAUGAGAAAAUCUUUGGAAGGAAGCAGGCCCUGACUUCGUAGCUAAAAAUAUGAAGGGGUAAAGUCCAUACCACAAAUUGAGUAAACUUUGAUGAUAGGGGAUUACUGGAACAUUUUAUUAAGUUGGGUUUUGCUUAAAAAAAAAAUUAACUUUUGAAAAAAAAAAUUGAAUCCCUGAGCUUGUGUGUAAGGGCUUGGCUUGUGGAUGGCGGUUGUUACAGCAGCUGGCACAGUUCUCCAAACCCCCUACAGCCGCACCCUUCAGUGAUCUGGCUCAUUUCUUCCUUUCCUGGCCUCUUCCUGCCCCUUCAUGGUAGAUGCUGGCUGCCUGUUUCCUGGUAGCCCCGUGCACAUCUAUCCCGGGACAAUGUAGCUACCUAGUCUCCUUUUGUAGUUUUUCCCACCGCAUCCAUUUGCAGCCCUACUUAGAAACUGCUUGUGUAUGAGUACCAAGAUAUGUCCUCUCUCACCAUCCGUCUCUCCUCCCAGGAUGUUCUUUUCAGGACCGUCAUGGCCGCCGGCAUUUUCAGAACUCUGUUGAUGAGGUAGUUUCACUCAGGCAUAGUAUUUGAAAAAAGAUGCACUCACUCUUUUAGAUUUAGUUCUUGGAAGAGCAGAUAAUUAAAGAGAAUGGGGGUGGGGGGGGUGAGUGGGGAGAUGGCUCAGUGGUUAAGAGCACUGACUGCUCUUCCAGAGGUCCUGAGUUCAAUUCCCAGCAACCACUUGGUGGCUCACAACCCUCUGUAAUGGGAUCGGAUCCAGCAAGGGAAGCUGGAUCGUUGGUCUUUUAAAAUUGCUCUUCAGGGAGGUCUAAUGGGCAGCCCCUAGUUGAGCACCCAGCUUUAGUAGCGCAGAAGGCUCUUAGAGAACUGGAGUUGGAGUUGUCUUAGUCCCCCAACCUCCAUCCCCCACCGGUCAAUGGGACUUAGAAACAGUCCAGUUCCUCACUGUAGUCUAGGCUUCAUUCACAACAGUGGAAUUAUCAGAGUCCGGCCAGAAGUCCCCUUACUUUCCAGAAAGGCGCCCAGUCACGAGUGCCUUGCUGGGGAAGUCAGUCCUGUGCUGUGAAGGUGCUGCCUCCUAGAAACCAUCUGGCCUUGUUUUGAUGGCCUGGAUGGAUGAUUGACAGUGAGGAGUGCUCGAAAUGGCCGAGUAUAUGUGUAUGAUGAGUAUUUUCCUUCAAACGUGGGCUCUCUCAGCUGCUCUCAAAGCCGGCUCGGAACAGGUGCUAAUGUACACCGGCGCACAGCAGAGUCACACAGACACUGCUCAGCGCGGGUGCGGAUGGCGAUCACAGGCCUCAGCCCUUUCUCGGGGUUAUUGCUCACAUCUCUUUAUGUGUCUCACGGCUGCUCUGUGACACAUUAAAUGUGACAGAUUUCUGUCUCAUCGCUACUUCUCCACGACUACUCAGAAAAAUUAGUCAGAAGAUGAUGCACACAGGUCUUCCGGUUUCUCCUGUGUCCAUCAUGGCGCAUGCGCUGGAGUGGGCCAGUGAGGAAUGGCAGCAGUCUCCCUGGUUUGCCAUUCGGGUCGGGCAUCCGGAAGAGCGAUGACUUGUUCUCAUUGCAGUUUCCCUUACCUUCACCUCCGCCUCACUCACUGCAAGCUCUUCUCACAGCCACUGAUCCAUUGAUGCUGCUGAGGCCUCAUCCAGGCGUCAGGCCCUCCUCUUGUGAGUUCUCUCCCUGCCAGCUCCGCCAACGGUAUGACUUGUGGGAAGUCCCUGGCAUCCCUCUAUCUUGUCUGAGAUUCCAGAGGGGUGACUACCACAUCGAUGUCUGUAUCAAUGACUACCUGGAUGUUUUCUGCCCUCACUAUGAGGACUCUGUACCAGAGGAUAAGACUGAGCGCUAUGUCCUGUACAUGGUGAAUUUUGAUGGCUACAGUGCCUGCGACCACACAUCCAAAGGGUUCAAGAGAUGGGAAUGUAACCGGCCUCACUCUCCAAACGGACCGCUGAAGUUCUCGGAGAAAUUCCAGCUCUUCACUCCCUUUUCUUUAGGAUUUGAAUUCAGGCCAGGCCGAGAGUAUUUCUACAUCUCCUCUGCAAUCCCAGACAAUGGAAGAAGAUCCUGCCUAAAGCUCAAAGUCUUUGUGAGGCCAACAAACAGCUGUAUGAAAACUAUAGGUGUUCAUGAUCGUGUUUUCGAUGUUAACGACAAAGUAGAAAAUUCAUUAGAACCAGCAGAUGACACCGUACAUGAGUCAGCCGAGCCAUCCCGCGGAGAGAACGCGGCACAAACACCAAGGAUACCCAGCCGCCUUUUGGCAAUCCUACUGUUCCUCCUGGCGAUGCUUUUGACAUUAUAGCACAGUCUCCUCCCGUCACCUGUCACAGAAAACAUCAGGGUCUUGGAACACCAGAGAUCCACCUAAACUGCUCAUCCCAAGAAGGGACUUGUUAUCGGUUUUUGGCAGAUGUCAGAUUUUUGUUUUCUUUCCUUCCGCCUGAUUUUUAAGCAACAACUUGGGGUUGUUUGGGGGCGGGGGCUAAACUAGUUGCUGCCCCCUUCACCCUGCCCCACCCCCUAGCCCUUGCCCUUGACUCCUCUCAACCCCCUUCCCAAUUAAAUGGAGUCCAGAUAAAAAUGCCAGAUUGUCGUAGUGACAGCAGAGGGUCUUGGCCUCCUGUGCAUUGUCCUCUAGAGCUCACCUCCGUAAGCUCAGGGUGUUGACCGUAUGCACACGAGAGAAAAUAUGGGCAGAUGCUGCCUGUAAUGUCCAGGCCCAAGAGGGGUGGCCUCUCCUAUAGAAUACCUACGCCUUCACAGUCCGACAGGAAGGUGAUUGUGUGGAAUGUGGUGUUGGCCCGUCAGGUCCAGAGGGGCAGAGUUAAGAAUAGGCAUAAUAUUAUACCACAUCCUCUAGGAGUGUAGAAGUGAGCAGGCUUCUCAAAGGUCCAGAUACUAGUUUUUAUUUCAUCAAAUGGGACUGUCUUGAAGCAUUUUCUUUUUUUCCCCAGCAAAACUUGGGCUGUGUCAAAGAAGCCUCUCCUCCCAGAAGGAGGGUUGGAUGCAGGGAUGCUAAUACAGAGGAAGUGCGACACUGAGAAAAAUGAGCUGUUACUGGGGGUGCGAGUGCCUCUAACUUUUUAGUGACUGGGCAGUGCAUACCCGAGGGUUUAUUUUUUUUUUUUCCUUUAAAUACAGUUCACCAUGGUGCUACAACUUUUUUUUCUUUUUAGGAGUUCAAAGAGGCAUUUUUAUGAAUAAAGUGACCUUCCCCAAGGCUGCCAAGCCAGGGUUGAUGAGUAGAGAGUAGAAUAGCUUUGGCUACUCCUCUGGGGACAAUAUGUACAAGGAAAGAGAGUCUGGCCAGAGGAGGUGCGAUUUGGCUUUGCUGGAGCUCCAGUGUGCUGUGGCCUUUCCCCAACUCCCACCCCGAUACCCACGUUCUGUUCCGUGCUCCGUGACUACAAGGGGACUCAGACACAAACCCUGUCACCAGGAGAGUCAGUCAGCACUACUUGGGAGGGCUAAAGGGAAAUUUGGAAUAAAAGUUCCAAAGUUUGGAAUAAGAAAUUCAAGUGUUGAUUUUUAUCUCCUUUCCCUUUCUGACACAGCCUGAAGCGUAGGGGGAACACAUGUUUGUUUAUCUGUGGGAUAUAAACAAGAUGGAGUCCCAAAGACUUUGACAAAAUAUUUUUUUAAAAAUCCACUAGAAUAGAAAAUACAUUAUUUAGAUAUACUUUAUGCUGAGAGCGAGUAUAUAUAUGCUUGUCCUAUUUAAACUUGUGAGGAAAAAGUGGUAUCCCUUGAUACAUUUAGAAACACAGGGGGUUAUCUUGUUUCAUAGUAGGGUUGGGGCAGAAGAAUGAACACAGAAUGACCCUGUUUUUAAAGAACCUUAGCAUGGCCAAGGGGGCAGUUACAGCCAAUUGCGAGGAAACACAAGCCGUGGGGUUUCCCCUCGUGGGGUGUCGAGAAUUUCAAAUCCCAAAGCCUAGACAGGGAAUAACGUAGACCAAGGAAAGGCGACCUAGCCUACUUUUGCUAUUGUACGACAUCAACAGAACCACGCCUUUGUCAACAAGCAAGUCAGUAAAUGCAACGAUCAGGUGAUGUGGAAAAUUGAGGGCAUUCCAGUUUAAGACAAAGAAUAAGGAUUUUUUUUUAUAUAUUCGUUUUUAAGAUGUAUAUGUAAAAAAAAAGAGUUCACAUUAUAGAUGGACUUCAUGAAUCGGAAAUUGCUUAGAAUUGUGAGUGGUUUCAAACUAGAAAAAUAUGUGAGUGGAAGGCAGCUGUGAACGAACUGCACCCUAGAGAGUUGUACGCACGUUGGAAUGUAAGCUGGGCUUACUUACCUGGUCCCUUUGGAGUAGAGGCGACUGGAGUCUGCUCUCACCUGAACCAUGUGACCGGAGUCGCCAGCCUCAAAGAUAUAUAGUUAGUUCUCUUCCCUCUUCUCCCAACACCCGAGACCUCUCUGGAGUUGCAGAGUCUCAUCACAGAAGGCGCCCGCCAUUUCACCGAAACGGAACUUCAAAGCAUUGGAUUUCUUGGCCUUUAUUUAUCGCUCGACACUCUCAGUGAUAUCCAGAUAUAUUCUUUUCAUUAAUAGUUACAGGUUUGUGGGUUAGUGGGAUUUCAGUAAAGGGAGAAAAAAAAAAUCCCUUCUAAGAUGGGUCAAUAGAACCAAGAUAAAACUGCAUGUUACUACAGUCAAGGACACCAAGUGAUCCUGUGAUGAUUCCAGUUAGUCCUAAAGGCAUUAGCAGUACUAAUGUCAUUGUAGAAAUGGUGAGUUCUGUGAUUCUAGCAUUUGUCUCUAACAAAUGAUCAAAUAAUUCCUCAUGGCCCUCUCUGCCAUUGUCUUUCAUUUCCCACUGUGCAAUUAGACCCUUUUUACUUCACUGCCGUGCCACCGAUGAUUAAGUUAAAAAAUGAAAAAAAAAAAAAGAAAAAAGAAAAAAAGAAAAACCUUCCACGCCAGUAGACAAUAUGCGUUUUACCUGUGACAUAACCUUAGCUAAUACGCUUGUGCAGAGUUUUCAAGACGAUUGGUGUCAGACAGUUUUUAAUCUUGUCCAAAAAAUAAUAAUAAUAAUAAUAAUGCGCUGGUGGCUUUUUGUGGUGUUGUUACAGUCCUCUGUGGGCUUAGGAUGUCGGUGCAACUUGGUAGUUGGUUUAAUUUUAAAAUCAAUGGAAAAACAGGAAGGGCAGCCCUGGAGCCCCUAGCCCCAGUUGGUCAAACCCCAGCGACCUUUGCCCCUGGUUGCCAAGGGCUUUGCAACAUGAAGCAGGGAAUAAAGAUCUGUCUGUUUAGUGGAUACUGUGUAUCCUUUAAUAGACCAGGUAACAGUUCGUGUUAGUUUUAGACUAUUGUUUUGUACUGUACUUUCUUGGGUGGCAGAGGAAAGAAAAGUUAAAAUGUUAAAAAAAAAAAAAACUGCGUUCUUUAAUUCUGUAUUAUUAGCGACCUCUGUUGUAUAUAGUGUUUGAUAAUAAAGUAUUAAUUUGAUUCUUAUGUCUUUUGUAAGUGAAAAACAGACUUUCAGGAUACAAAACAUGCAUUGAGGCUUUGAAACAUCCAAUGUAUACAUGGCUGAGAAGUCACAAGUGACUGGAACUCCAUACUGGACCACUCCAUCAGCUCCAUCGUCUUGCGAAAGACCGGAAACAACAGGACUGCAUUGAUUGACAUUUUUGUCCUCAGUGUUUUCAAGGUCUGAUGUCGGAGCACUGUGGUCCUUCCCCUCACCCCCCAAGCAUGUGGUUUGAAAAGGUUUAGAUGACUUAGAAAUGGUUCUGUACUUUGGUUUGGUUUUUGUUUGUCAUUCUCCCCCGGAAAGUCUUGUGAGUAUCACGUGCGGCUCAGACUCAGGAUGCAGAUCAGUCCCUUUUGGAAGGCUCAGUGGGGCUGUUUCCCUCUCUGCGUCUUUGUGAAAGGAAGAGUCACAGUACCUGUGGGCUUUCAGGGACUCUGUUUUUCUCCUGUGCCUUAGCAACGGCUGCAGCCAUUUUAUUAGUUUCACAAAAUUAGAAAAACAGUUUUAAACUCCUCCUUACCAUUCAUUGCUCUCAGAGUUGUGGUGACCAGAUUUUUUUCUUUUGAAAACCACAUCCACCACCAACACCCCUAUUUGCCUCUCUCUCCCAACCCCCAACUCUCUCUCUCUCCUCUCUCUCUCUCUCUCUCUCUCUCGCUCUCUCGCUCUCUCGCUCUCUCGCUCUCUCGCUCUCUCUCUCGCUCUCUCUUGCUCUCUUGCUUUCUCUCUCUCUUGCUCUCUCGCUUUCUCUCUGCUCUCUCUCUCUCUCUCUCUCUCUCUCUCUCUCUCUCUCUCUCUUACCCCACCCCCACAUUCUAUUUUUCCUCAGAGCCGUGAAUGGGCAGGUCUGUCUCUGGUUUGGCACCGCUGAGUUCUUCCCACGCAUUUGCCCCAGAGCUGCUCGGAUGUGAGACGAAAUCUCCCUACAAUGGGCUCGCUCCCAUUGUUUGUACAGUUUAAUAGAUGCUGCCACGUUGGAGGUUACCCAUGAGUCAGAAAUCCGUUUUCCAUGCUUACUCUUGACACCGCAUUGAAGCCACUCACCGUGUGUGCGUCUGGGUGUGAAGUCCAGCUCCUUCCGUGCAGCCCUGUGCUUGGACUCCCUGCCUUGCUGUCCUUUGCACCUCUCAUCGAGUGCUGUUUUGAAAUGCUGACAUUAUAUAAACGUAAAAGAAAAUGUAAAAAAAAAAUUAAAACACACACACACAAAUCCAUACGAUCUGUAUUUGUAUAUACACGUGUCCGUACAACUAUACCUAAAUAAAAAUUAAAGAUUUUCAUCAUUUUAA